This is a messenger RNA of Pelobates cultripes (western spadefoot toad), 88258 nucleotides long. The record is from the annotation of a GenBank genome assembly. NCBI's taxonomy places the organism in Eukaryota, Metazoa, Chordata, Amphibia, Anura, Pelobatidae.
AUUGGAUUGGCUGAGAUUGGCAGUUCUGAUGAUCUCAGCCCAUGAAGCGGAUUGGGGGCGGAGCCAACAUGGCAUACCUGCACAGAGCUGGAAUAAAGGUAAGUUUAUUACAUUAUUUAAGCGGGGGCACGCCAGCUUAUAGUGUUUUAUUUUUGUUUGUUUGUUUUUCAAUUCUUUAUUUUUGGUGUGUCGUUGCAAUACGUCAGUCACAAAAUGAACAUUUCACAUUACAUACUUUCUGACAUGGGUACAGGUACUGUAGACAUUGUAUUGCCCCUAUUGUGUAACUCCUUGUCUCUCGUAUGGGUUCAUUUGCGUAUUGACAAUACCCCUUUUUUUUUUUUUUUUUAAACCAAAACAUUAAAACACAUUGAUUUAAACUAAAACCACCGUAGAGUGUGUCUUUCUUUGUAGUCCUCGUUAUCUCGCUUUAGAGUUGCAUGUACAGUUUUGUUUGUGAGCUGAAGACACUCGCUUCAACAAUGGUAGGAAGGGAGAAGAUAAAUUAGAGUAGAAAGUGUAGGAGAGGGCAAAGAUGGGGGGGGGGGUGUUUUCCCCCUCAUGGGAGGGAUUCUGAGCAGCGUCGAUGUUUCAGUUUGACUCGGUCGGCUUUUUAUAUGCAGGUUCUGAUCUCCCUUUAGGUCGGCCGGCCCGACUGGGGUGUCGCGGUGGUCGUAGUAUUGUAUGUCUAGGGCUGGUCGGUCUUAGGUGGGGCUCAGCCCCCCAUUCUCCGGCCUUCCACAACUCCAGACCUUUUCGUAUGUUUUUUGCUGUGAGAUGGUCCAUGACAUGAGUGUCUUGUAUUUUGUGGAUGACCUUGUUUAUCUGGGGAGCUUAUAGUGUUUUUAACACUAUGGGGUCAGGAAUACUAAUUUGCCAGUGCUGCAUUUUUCUCUCCCCCUCCCCUCACCCCCCAAUUCCUUACAAUAUAGUUUUCCUUUAAGAUUAAGGUAGCCGAAAUGGAAACAUUAUUUAAGUCACCUAUGCUUUCAGUUAAGCUACUUUUGCCUUUUACAUUUAAAUUCACUUUGUAUUCUCACUUCAGUAAAUAACCCUGCAAGUGUUUUUUUGUGCUUUUACACCAUGUACUGCAUUUGGUCAGUUAAGCCUAUAAGAAAAAUUACAAAUUAUGUAGGGGGGGGGGGGGUUUCACACUGCUGCCAACUUGGAAAGAUUUUAUUAACUUUCUAAUGUAUGUUGUUUUUUCCAAGUUUACUGCGUGAAAUAGAACACUGAAUACAAUUCCUUCAGGGCUAGAGGGAUUUUAAGUUCUAAUAUCUGUGUAUGUAUUUUUCUUUCCAUAGUCCUUUAUAUAUGUGCAAAUAACCAAUUGUAGUAUGUUUCAGAAAAUAAGUGUAAUGUUUACCAAUUGUAAGUAACCCUUAUCUAUACAGCUGCAGUGCUUCAGGUUUUCUCAAAUGAUUUCCUUUGGAUUAAGUGUACAUUAAAAACAAUUGCGUAUGGUAUUAAAAGGUGUGUUAUGUAAUUGUACACCUGCAUAUAGUGGAUUUGUUUACUACCUUGCUGGAGCUUUAGAAUGUGAAGGAGUGGUUAGUGAUUCUGGAUUGUUAUAAAUAUUUCCAAAAUGGAAUCAAGAAUGUAUUUUUCUUAUUGUCUAAUAGUGAUAAUAUGUAUUAUUAAGGUAUUUAUGUUUUGUCUGUUGAGAUUUCAUUACUGGUGUUAAUGUUCUAAAUUCUAAUGUAUUUUGGUCUAUUAUUGAUUUAUUCGUAGGCUAACUAUUUUAAGUCAGAUGGUUCUUUUUCAAAGGAAAUUGGUUGUAUGUGGGCUAAGUUAUAUAUCGCAUGCUUCUUGGCAGUUUCUUUGUCUAUUCAGUAGCAAACCCAGUGGUGGUGGGUAAUAAAGGGGUAUUUGUUUAGAUGACAGGCACAAAACAUUUGAACCAUGUAUCUAGUUUAAAUAUAUGAGAAUGAGAUUGUUUUAAAUUUACAUAACUUGUAAAUCUGUGUAGUUGGUAAUGUAUUAAAUUACCUAGGUUAGGGCAAGUUACUGUUAGUGAUGUUACAAUCAGUGAUGUGUAAUUCAGAUUAACUUGUUUACUCAUUCAUCAUUUCUGUUAUCACUGUUAACCUUAUUAAAGUUUUUGUUUUUCUAGCUAAUACACAAGUGAGCAAUUUUCAGAUAAGGUAGAGCAGGACUUGACAAAUUUGUUUAGACUCUAGGAGCUAGCUAAAAAAGUUAGGAGCUUUGCCUGGGGUCCAGUGGGGCUUCUCUCUCUUCCUGCGUGCGAGGGGGAAGUAAUCUACGUGCAGCUCCUCUCUGCUCCCCUUUAGUGAUGCCAAGGCCGGAAUGACAUCAUGUUCCAGCCCUCGACAUCACUAUACAGCACGAGGGAGCAUAAAGGAGCUGCAGGAGAAGAUCACUGCUCCCUCAUGCGCCGCCUCUGCCGACCACCUCGAUGCUCUCCAGGGUGGCCGGCCGGCUAGCUCCAAUGCUCCCUGUGCCGGCCAUCUACAUGCUCCCUAGAGCAGCCAGUUUGCUACAAUACUCCCUGAGCUCCCCAGGGCAGAUGGCUCCAUUGUUUGCCCAGCCGGACGCUUUAGGUAAAGGGCUGACAAAUCCCAGGUGCCAGAGUGAAAUGUGUAGUCGCCAUGGUAUUUAUCGAGCCCUGAGGUAGAGACUUUAUCAGUCUAGGCCAGUGGUUCCCAAAUCAGUGCUCAUGACCCAGCAGCAGUCCAGGUUUUGUCAAUAUCUCCAUUGGAAUUUAAAUGGGAAAUAUAUGAAUCUUGGAUUGUUGAUGUUGGUUUGGGAAUCACUGGUGUAGAGUAUCUCAUUCUACUCUUUGGGAUCUGAUAUUAAACAAUAAACCACAGUCCAGCAUAGCAUGGUCUUAUGUUAUUGGUAGUUCAUACCCAGCCACAGUUCCACUCAUCUGAACUGGUGAAUGUAGCUGUUGACUAAGCUGACAGCCAUACCUUGGCAAUAUGUAUGUAUUUCUGUCAUUGGGCUGUAGACCACAUUCUCCAGCACACAUUCUGUGAGCGCAACCGGAGGAGGCCAAGUAGCAGCCCGAGUCCCUAACCGAUGCACGGGUACGCACAGGCAACUUUAUAAUCAGUUGCUGUAGCACAUUAUAUUUGUACCAGUUUUUGCAAGUUACUCCAGUUAUAAGCAACUCUGUGCAGGGACACUGACUAAGGGUCUCCUUGCACAUAAUCUAUGCAGAGAGCAUGGUUUUACGGUUUUUAAAGUGGCCCUUUAAUGUUGGCCUUUAUGGCUAUAUAUAGGCUUUUCUCUUUUGCCUCUCAUUGCAUGAAGUCCCCAGAGAGCAAAUGAGAUCAGCUGGUGAUGUUAUUUGGAAAUUAUGUUGUCGAAGAUAGCUAGGUAAACCUGUAUAACAUUUAUACAUCUAACACUGGUGUUACAUAUGGUGAAUGUAUGCUGCAAUCCAGCAUUCUAAUAACUGCAUAUUAUAGUCUUGUAUCAUUCAUUAUUAAAAGGUGGUAGGAUAUUAUCAGCAACGAGCAGAUUGAGAAAUGGGUCAUUUAAGUGAAAAGAGGUAAGAUGUUGUAGCAACUACUCCUGUAUUUGUUUGUGUUAAAAUGUUGCACCCGUUGACAUUUCUCGGUUGCAAUGGCAAUCUGUAGCAUGUGAUUUGUCAAGCACCGUUAUACACCAUAUAUUCAAUAAGCAAUCCAAAUAAGAGCCUGUCAGUAUUUUGGUUCUUUCAGGGUUAUUCCCUAAACUGAAAUUUUCAGGAAAUGACUUGGAUUGCCAAUUUCAUGUCAAAAUAUUUGUGCUGGGAAAAUAACAGAAGAAUGUAUACUAAACUGUUGGUCUAAAAUAAGCAAUUUUCUUAUUCACUAAAAUUGCAGUUGUAGCAGAUAUAUCUGAUUGACGCAGUGGCAUGGUAAUUGUAGUCUACCUUUAUAAAAUACGUAGGGCUAUUUGUUACUGUAUUCUGGUUAGAAAAUUAAUAUAGUCAACCAAAAGCUCAAUGGCCAAAGUUGGGACACCCUUGACUUCAAGUUUGUAUCUUAAGGAAUCUGCGACUUCCCUGUCUUUUGGACAGAAUACUAUUUAUAUAUACAUAUUUGGUAAAGUGAGUGCUUCCUCUCUCUUCUCGUACACAUGUAUUUAUCCUAUUCAAUCUUCGUGUAAGCACUUAACUUUUUUUCAUUUUUUUUUUCUUUUCUUUUCAGGAAUAGCCCAAGGUCAGCCAUCAUCUGGAUACAGACAAUAUCCAUCAGCUCAAAGUGCAGCCCCUGCAUUCUACUCCCAAGUGCCGAGUAAAGUUGCUCCUUCGUACAUGGAUGGCCAACAUGGAGCUAAUUAUUACUCCAGCAGCUAUGCAGCUUUGCCCCAAAACCCUCCACCACAUCCUAUCCAUCCUAAUCUUGUGAGCACAAGUCAACAAUCACACCAGUUGUUUCACAUGUCACCUCAAGGUUACCAUAUUCCAGUAUCACAAGGAGUAGGGCCUUCAGCAGUUAAUGCAAAUCCUGGUUUCCAGCAGCCACACCCUGCAUUUGCUGGUGAAUAUGGUUAUGCAUCAUAUCCUGUCACUUCAUCAUGUCCACCUCAGGGAAUGCCCACUUAUUCUGGCGAAUAUGCAUCCUCCACAGCUGGUAGUACACAAUAUGCAGGAUCACUUCGACCGUCAGUCCCGUGUGAGUAUGGACAAAUGAUGGCCUCCCAAAGCAUUCAAGCCAUCCCUCAGGUCAAUAAUAAUGCAAAUAAGUUCUUGGUUGGGGGUGGCCCUUCAGUUCUUCAUCAUAAUUUGCAUCAACAUAGUGCACCAGCAGUGCCACGCGCAGAACAGCAAAGGUUCCUUGAUGGUCAACUGCAAAACCAUGGUGUCUCUUCACUUGAGAAACACCAUCCAUCGAGUACAGGUAAGAAUUGCAGACUUAACAUUGCCUUAUUGUGCUGGUAAAUAUUGUUUCAUGAUAUAUACAAAAUGUGGGGGGGGGGGCGGGGCCGGGCCGCCGAGCCGACUGGACGCCAUAUGCAUGGGCUCCAGCUCUAGGCUCGUGAGAAGGGCUCAAAAAGCCGACUUUGACCGCUGCAAUGCUGGAGCCAUCGCUACCGCUGCAUGGAGAGGGUUACCAGCUUCAGCCCGAUACCACGCAGGAAGCACAACACGCACCGGGUGAGCAAAAACGUCCACCCUCGGCCCACAAGCCGGACCUCGUGCACCCGCGAUGUGCAGCCAGACACCGCGGAGAGGCACUCUACGGGGACAGGAGAAGCCGCAUAAACUAAACCUCUGGUCAUGAGGUGAUACCCCAGCUCGGGGCACGGCCCCGCUCCCCCCCGGGCCGGUGGGGGUUAUCCCGGCAUCAUGGCGGCGGGUGCUCCCGCGCUCGGCCUAUGCCGCCCGCCUACACUAGCAAUGGCUGCAAGAAAAAACAGCCAGCUAGCAGAUAUGGACACUGCCAGGAACGCACCCAAAUAAAGAAGGAAGGAACGCAUGCAACCAUUUAAUGGGGCACUACAGCCCACACAAAGCCCCAAUUUUGGAAAGCUGCCGAGGAGGAUCCUACUAAAAAAUACUACUGCCGUUAAUCUGGUAGGAGAAAGACCACCUGCAUUCAUAAGGAACUGCUCCAACACAGCUCCACACACCCAGAGGACCACGGUAAAAUUUAAUAAAGGGGACCGGCAAGGACGGCUCAUGCAGGCCCAGGCGAUACUGAGCGCUAGGCGGGGCCUACACACCGCCCACACGCCGACCGGAGCAGUGAGUACCCCAGUCUCUGGGUAUGGGGGUCCCCGGAGAACCAUGUCCCAGAUGCCAUAAGCCCUGUGGGGAGGGAGUGCGCUGCCCUGCCGGCGGACCGGUGGCCGGGGGGGCUGGGUACCAGCCUUAAGAGUGAGGCCGGCACUGGGAGGGACACGGGAGUGCUUGCUCCAUAGGAAACAACGAGGUGCUGGGGAGGUGCAGGGGGCGGGAGAGUCACGGACUUUGGUGGUGGGGUCCAGUGGAUAAUCUCUGCUCCUGAGUGCCCACGGCGCCGAGGAGGACCUGGGCGGGGGGCGAGGUGGGGUGAACGGACGGCGGCUCGGGAACCUGAGGACUGCACCGUAGCUGAGACAUGUUGAGCCUCCCUCGGACUGCCACACAGCCUCCUCUCAAGUUCCAGCCAACCUUGCCUCUAUAUUGUUACGGUCCUUAUUACUGAUGUUGUUUGCCUAUAUACUUUAUUACAUAUAAUGCAUGACCAGCUACAGUUUAUAUUAGAUUGACGCAUUAUAGGAGGUUACUAAAUCCAUUUGGUUUCUCCUAUACAGAGCUACUGCUUCAGAUGCUCCGAUAAUUAUUAGGGCCCAUUUUAAUUAAUUUUUUUUUUAGUAUACGCCGGUUCAAGUAUGACGCACUCAUUAGCCCUAUGCAGACUGGAACCAUAACGUACCGCACAUCAAUGCCCCAGCGCAAAUCGUACACCUACAUACUUAGACUAUAUCUUACUACACAUAUUAGUAUCCAGUGCACUGGCCGCAGAUUAACUUAAAAUUACUGCACUACUGAGAUACUGCGACAUAAUGCGCUAGGUUCCCUGAUGGUGCAACGCUCUAAGAGUCUAAGAAAGUUGUAAUAACAAGGCUUAUCUAUACAUUGUGACGGCAGCAGGCUUACUUGAAUGCUAACCCUUCACGCACAUUACCCUCAAAACAUCGCGCCUUAAUACCCAUUACCUACAGCACAUCCCUGAUAUCUGUUAGAACCAAACUGUAACGGACCGUUUCUCUCACAAAGGGGAUAAAUCCGUUUAGGCGAUAAUCCCCUUUCCCAUAGACCAGCAGCUAUUGCAAUCACCAACCUCCCGAACUCCAAGCUGUACGAAUCCCCAACUCACGAACAAGAAAUACACGAACUCUGGAAGCAGCCGAACAGGAAAAGCAAUACGAACAGCUUACACUCCUGGCAGUCAGCACACAAUCCAAUUACCCCAAUAACAAGACGACACUUCGUUUUGAGGGUUAAGCAGAAUCUCCAGUGCUGGCACACCCAGCCUGGUUUUUAUUACAAUCCACAAAACAUAGUACAACCCACAGGGCGUUACAAAACAACCAAUCACAUCACAGUUACAUCCCACAUAUUCCCUCCCCUUAUCCUGAGAGGAAACUAAAUUAUACAUACAGUUAAAACAUACUUUCUACCCAACUUUCAUAACUCCAAAACCAUACAUCACAUUCACAUAAAAUUACAUAUUCACAAUCAAUCCAUUCAGGGGAACAACAUAUUCAAAAAUGGCACAAAUCAGACAAGGGGUUCAAAAGUUAGUAAAAAGUCCUUUGUGACUAAAUGAAGCAUGGCUUUCUGGCCCAAACCAGUUUCAGAGUCUUCUAUCCUGGAGAUAAGUAAUUCAAUUAUCUCCCAGGAUAGACACAGACUCCAUUAAGCACAUGGUUGCAAAAAGACACAAAACACUUUAAAAUACAUAAAGUCACCUUUACACAUAACACACAGACAUUUCACAUAUCCCCAGAUAGCUCAGGUCUGAGCGCACAUUAUUAAGUGAAUGGCGCUCAGACCACACGAAUACAGUUUAAUCGCCAUGGAGCCAAAGUCUUUACAGUCAGUUUCAUACAAAUGGGCUCCAUGGGAUUCCUAUCUGGGGUAUAACACAUUCAAACACAUCUACCGAACCCCAGGCAGAAAAGCACGAAUACAGCUUUUCUGCAGGCAAAAAUAAAGUCUUUUAAAAGGGGGCCAUAGUCAGAUGGCAGGAGGCUGGCAACCAGGCUUCUCCAGUGCACAGUGGCGAGGUUGGUUUCGCCACACAAACUAUAACAUAUCAUAUGCUGCAUUAAAUUCAAUGCCUGUAACACGUUCACAGGGUCGCAUAUACUGGCAAAUAGAAUCACAGGAUCAUUAAGCCCCGCUAACACCAACAGCUACGAGGCGCAAGGCCCGCGUAUAGCCAAGUUACUUGCUGACACAUGUAGACACCAGAUUACAUAUAGGCUUCAUAUGAUGAUGGUGAACCUAUAGAGUUAUAAGACUUAGCCUGGUACAGUCAUAAAUGUAAUUACAGAAGGUUAAUGCCUGCUGAUAAUAAUUCUGAUGAAAAUAAUAAGCCUCUGCGUAGGCAACUGUAAGCUUCUCAUCAUUGUCGAACUGUGCCUGACUUGUUUUAUGCUUAAAAUAAAAAUGAUUUAAAACAAAAUGUGACAAUCACAACUUGAGUGUACAACAGUGAAGAAAAAAUAUAACUAAAGGAACCCUUAAAACAUAGAAAAUGAUGCCCCCCCUCCCCCCCCAGGCAUGUUGUGCAUCUACCACCAACAGUUCCUUUCAAAGUUGAAAAUUAUUGUUCUCUACUGUUACCUGGCCACCUGCUGCUCAAACUACUUUGCCCGCUGUUGAGAUUACCGUACUUAAAACUGUAGCAGUAGGUAAGUUGGGUUGAGCAGGGCCCAAAUGGCCAAUCUGCCACAUAAAGAGUAAUAUUUUCUAAUAAAUACGUUUUUCAAAACCGUUAAAGGAUCACUAUAGGGUCAGGAACACAAACAUGUAUUCCUGACCCUAUAGUGUUAAAACCACCAUCUAGCCCCUCAUGCCUCCAUAAAUAUAGCAACAUCUUACUGUAUUCAAGCCAGAAGCUGUAACUCUGCAUGCUGUUUGCCCCAAAAAAAAAACAAGCAGUCACAGUGCUUCCCCAUAGGAUUGGCUGAGACUGACAAAGAGGAAGAUCAGGGGCAGAGCCAGCAUGAUUCAAACACAGCCCUGGCCAAUCAGCAUCUCCUCAUAUAGAUGAAUUGAAGCAAUGAAUCUCUAUGAGGAGUGUUCCUUUAAGACCAUAGAUAGGGUGUUUAGUUUACUAUAAAAUUCCAUGCCUUGCACAAAAUCAAGUGUGCCAAGUUACACAAUUCUUUAAUUGUAAUAACAAAGGGCUGAUCUAUCUCUUGUCGUGUGUAUGUGGUCUUAGAUAUGUGGGGAAAACCAUUCGCCCCUUUAAGAGGAGGGUAAUGGAGCCCAUACAUUCAGUCAAAAAUUUCAGAGAUACCCCAGUGUCAAGACACAUUAAAAGCGAUCAUCAUGGCAAUACAGAAGGGAUGAAAUUUGCAGGGAUUGAAAAGGUGCAUCUGGGUAAUAGAGGGGGUGAUCUAGAUCGUACCCUCCUCAAAAGAGAAUGCUUUUGGAUCUAUAGAUUCAACACUCUGGCCCCUAAUGGACUCAAUGAGGGAUUUACAUUUACUCCUUUCAUUGAUAAAUGAGUUAUUAGGAGUGAUAUUUAUUUAGUCUAUUAACAUCUUAGCUAAUGUAAUAUUUCUGUACCUGUAUAUAUUAUUGUAACUAAUGUCCUUACAAAUUAGUACUAUUUUAAUUAUGGACUUUAUUGGUCCAACCUUUCCUUUUGAUAGUAUCACUGUGAUAUUUCCAGUAUUUUGCUAUAAAUACAUUAGUCAUGGCAUCCUUUUAUUACUACCACAUAUCAGCAAGACAUUCAUGCCCUAUAGUCAGUUUACCUCAAGUCAUGUCCACCAUCAUUUUACAUCUUUAAAUCUUUAUAGACCUAGUAACUACAAAUAAUUUAACUUGUUUCAUACUGGUGUGACACUAAUAGACUAAUAUGUGCAAUACGAUCCGUUAUUUAAAUUUAUCUUUUUUAGUUUUUCAUUUAUAUUUUGGCUUCUGUCAUUGGACAUUGCAUAAUUAGUCCAUUUGCUAGAUUGUAUUAUAUUGUAUUAUAUUAGGAAAGCAAUGAAAUACUUGGAUUUAUGUGUAUUGGAAAUUCAGAUCAUCAUACAAAGGGUUAAUUCCCACUAUAUGAUUUAUCCAUCUUCCAGUGAUACGGACAUGGGUUGGCGGGACCUGUUUGAACGCCGAUUUUUUUUGUGCCAACGGGUAUUUACACGCCCCCCUAUUUCAUUGGUCUGUGUUAUAUAUAAAUACACCGGCCGGUGUUGGACAAUGUUUGAUGCCUCUGAUCAGCGCCGAAACGCGUGUUAGGCAGUCAGAGAGAGGGAACACUUAGUCAUUCUGCUUUCUAGCAGCUAUUUAGUUAUCCAGCUAGGAACUUCUUUUUCGAGGGUUGUUUGUGAACUGGUGGGUGGUGGCUGCUUUGUGCAUAUACUGUAUAUACUUCCUUUAUUAUGUAUGCAGUUUGAACCAGUCCAUGACACUUUAUUUAUUUAUUAGGAGCUCUAGAGUUCAUUAGCCAGGUCGGUUUAUUUUGGGACAUUGUAUUAUGUCUCUUUACUCUUUAGAAAGGGACACAUUCACCUCUGUCCCUUUCUGCCAGUGGAUAUUAGUUGUUUAUGUGUAUUCAUUUGUAACUAUUUGUAGCAAUCUUUAGUGCUUUCUAUUAGUUACACUUUGUGUCACUUCAGAUCAGGUUCUCUACCUUUUUUUGUGGCAGAGAUUUAUAGUCUAACUUAUGUUUGCAUUGGAGGGUUUUUCUAGGUGGUUUAUUCCAUUAUAUCAUUUUCCCUAUCUUUACUGCACUUCUUACGCCAGCCCUCUCACUUAUUAGUUUAGGUUAGGGUACGUUAUAUUGCUGUUCCAGCAUACUGAUUAUUACCACUAGGUGAUUCUAGUGGAUUCUAUACAUCCUAUUUUUCUAUCUGUUCCCUCUCUUUCCAUUUAAUUUUAUUUAUUUUUUUUGUAUAUAUUUUGUAUGUAUGACUUUAUUAUUUUUUCUCUAUUAAAGGUUAAGUUUUAAGCAUUCAAUCUAGGUAGGGGUUUUCUAUUGGGUUGACCUUGUGGGUCAAGGUAAGGAGGGUGUUUUUUCUUCUCCCUCCUUUUUCCCCUUUUCUCCCUUGGUCUUCUCCAUUUUUUUCUUUCAUCUUUAUUAAUACAUAUGUAAGGGUUGCCCCCUAAUUUAGGUUGCCCCGGACACACAUUCGGCUGAUUUACCUUAUUGGUUACCAGCUGCUCUUUACUAAUAAUAAUAAUAGCAACCAGGUUGUAGAAAUCUAUACAGGAGCUAUGUGCAGCAAAAUGAAUGUACCAUGAAGUGGGUUGUAGCCUGCUUUUGAACAUAGAAGACACACGGUCUGGUUACAGCAAGAUAUCAGAUCCACUUGUGAGUGGUAAGUAUCACUACUACUAAUGCUAGAUAAAACUGGUUCACAGAGAGUUUUUACAUAAAAUAAAAUAUUCCACCUUCUGUUCUCAGCCUUUUUGCUAACCUGACUUGGAUAAAUACAUUAAUGAAAUAUGAGUUCAAGUCCUUUUUAUUUGCAUUGUUUUAAAUGUAUUCAUUAUAUUUUAUUUUAGUGUCUUCGUCAUUCCCUGUGUCCAGGCAGAAUGCAGAUAGCAUGCAACAGUCUUUUGGAUUACCUUCAGUUACAUCCCUCGCUCAACACCCUACAGCUGGGAACCAGACAUCGGGAGCUCUAGUGUCUACUGCACAAUCUCCCCAUCCACCAGUACAAGAAGGUAACUGCAAAAACACUGCAGUAAACAUAUUAUUCAUCUUGUUGCCCCUAAUGUAAUUCUUAAAGGAACACUAUAGAGUCAGGAAUAAAAAUGUGUAUUCCUUGCCCUAUAAUGUUAAAAACACUAUAUAGGGUACCCCCCCCAAGAGUUAAACUCACCUUUUAUUCCAGCGCUGCUGGGUCCGCCAUCAGUUCUGAUGAUCUGCCCUUUUUGAGAUCAUCAGAACUGAUGAUAAUAGCCAAUCAAAUGAAAAUUAGUUUUUCGCAUCUUCUACGUAAUGAGUAAAAGUUCUGCUCCCAAAAAUCAAAUACGUGGUUAGACUUUUUUAAUUUAAACAAUGUGAGAAAAAGUUGAGUACAUAAUCACCUAGAGCUCAGAGCUAUAAUAGAAGGUGAAGAGAGAGAACAAACAGCUGAGCAGAGUCCUCAAAAGGGAAAAAUGCCAGCACAUAUUGGCCAUUAAUGUAGUCACAGGUGCCCUUCUCCAGCAAAUUCUUAAAGGACCACUAUAGUGCCAGGAAAACAUACUCGUUUUCCUGGCACUAUAGUGCCCUCAGGGUCCCCCUCCCACCGGGCUCUAGAGGGAGGAAGGGGUUAAACUCACCUCUUUCUCCAGCGCUGGGCUGGGAGCUCUUCGGCUGAAUGCGCAUGCGCGGCAGGAGCCGCGCGCACAUUCAGCCAGUCCAUAGGAAAGCAUUCUCAAUUUCCUAUGGACGCUGGCGUCUUCUCACUGUGAAAAUCUUUAAGCAAAGGAGAAAGCGGAUAUAGCAAACAAGAAUACUAAACACCAAUUACCCCUAGCCGCUCAUUCGCUCGUGCUACCCCAAGCCGUUCAUUCAAUCCCAUUACCCCUGGCUGUUCAUUCACACUCAUGAUCCCAUACAUGCACACUCAUAAUCCCCAGCCGUCUGUAUACAUCCAUUAAACCUAGCCAUCCAUGCACACCUAUUUAUCCCAGACAACAUCCAAUACCAAUUGGACCCAGCAAUCCAUGCACACUCAUUAAUCCUAGUGAACUUUCAAAACCCAUCAGCCCCAGCCAUUCAACAUACUUUCCAAAGUAUGACUCUCUCUGUUCCUCUACUUGAGCUGCAUUGAAAAGUUUUAACCCCUUAACGCCGUUACGGCGUUCUAUGCCAUCGCGGCUUUAAAGGGCUUUAAAGCCGUUGCGGCGGCAUAGAACGCCAUAACGGCUUAAGCCCAAACGCUAACUUUGGCCAGUGUUUGUGCCUAAGUGGCUACUAAAAAAAGACUAAACAUACCCCACUUUCAAUACCUUGGGUUGUCUACUUUUUCGAAUGGUAUGCCAUUAUGGGGGUAAUUCUCAUUCCUGGGCUACCACACAAUCUCAAAGGUAACAUUACUAAUCAGGCAAAUUUCAAUUUGAAAAUGGAAUGUUCUAUAUGUGACCCUGUAACUUACCUCCGCCGCGAUCCUCUUCUGGAGGGCUGCCUCACAGCCCAAGCAGCCCUCCCCCGGCGAAUGAGGACCCCUAUAGCUGGCUAUGGAUCUGCCAGCAGGGGGGCUGUCUGAAAUAUCAGACAGUCCCCCUGCUGGUGGGAAAUAUAAAAAAAUAAAAUAAACAUGUGUAAAAUUAAUUAAAUGUAUAUAUAUAUAUAUAUAUUAUAUAAUAUAUAUACAAGUAUAGUGGCACUCACCCUUUCAAUGAAUCAGUAAAAGACUGCCUUGGUGCAAUCCCACGCUGGAUAUGUAAAGCAAAAAGGAAAGAGAUGCACUCUCAGGUCUUUGUAAAAAAACUCGAUAUUAUUUAAUAACAGGUAACAUACAUCUGAUCGACGUUUCGACCUCUUCAGGUCUUCCUCAAGAUCUUCCUCCUGAUCUUGAGGAAGACCUGAAGAGGUCGAAACGUCGAUCAGAUGUAUGUUACCUGUUAUUAAAUAAUAUCGAGUUUUUUUACAAAGACCUGAGAGUGCAUCUCUUUCCUUUUUGCUUAUUAUAUAAUAUAUAUACAUAUUAUAUAUAUAACGUCAUACAUAGUGUAUUUUAAUACUAAUAUUAGUAUAUAUAUUAAUAUUAAAAUACACUUAGAAUGACGUUACAUAUAUAUUAUAUGUAUAUAUAUUAUAUAUAUAUAUAAUAGAUAUAUACACAUAUAUUAUAUAUAUAUAUAUAUAUGUAUAAUUACAAUAAUAAAUAAAAUAAUUAAAUAAAAUAUUGAAACAAAAUUUAAUAUAAAUUAUAUAUUCAUAUGCAAUUUCAUUCUAACUGUAUUUUGUUGUUUAUAUAUAUAUAUAUAUAUAUAUGUAUAUGUAUAUGUAACAAAAUACACUUAGAAUGACAUUCUAUAUAUAUCUAUCUAUAUAUAAAAUACAAAUAACCGCAAAUAUAAAUAUAUAUAUAUAUAUAUAUAUAUAUAUAUAUAUAUAUAUAUAUAUAUAUAUAUAUAUAUAUAUAUAUAUAUAUAUAGAUAAAUACAUAUAAUUACAUAAAAGAUUACAUUAGUAUACACGUAGAAUUUAAAUACCUAUAAAUGCAUAUAUAUUAAAAUUCUACAUGUAUAUUUAAGUAAUCUUUUAACAUAAUUAUGUGAUUUGAUUAAUUAAAAUUUGAUUGACAUGCCUGACAACACAGGGAGAAAGUGCAGAGAAUUUAAUUCGCAAGCACUAUAUUUGACCCUGUAACUCUCCAAGACACCAUAAAACCUGUACAUAGGGGGCACUGUUUUACUCGGGAGACUUCGCUGAACUCAAAUAUUAAUGUUUAAAACUGGUAAAUUGUAUUACAACGAUGAUAUUUUAAGUAAAAGUGACGGUUUUUGCAUUUUUUACAAACGAACAGCACUUUUAUGGACUAUAUUAUUGUUGUAAUAUGUUUACUGUUUUAAAACACUAAGAUUUGUUGUUUAGUGAAGUCUCCCGAGAAUAACAGUACCCCCCAUGUACAGGUUUUAUGGUGUUUUGGAAAGUUAGAGAGUCACAUAUUAGGCUUGCAUUUCGUUUUUUUGACAUUGAAAUUUGCCAGAUUGGUUAUGUUGCCUUUGAGAGCGUAUGGUAGCCCAGGAAUGAGAAUUACCCCCAUGAUGGCAUACCAUUUGCAAAAGUAGACAACCUAAGAUAUUGCAAGUGGGGUAUGUCCAGUCUUUCUUAGUAGCCACUUAGUCACAAACACUGGCCAAAUAUUAGUUUUGCUUUUUUUCACACAAAAACAAAUAUGAACGCUAACUUUGGCCAGUGUUUGUGACUAAGUGGCUACUAAAAAAGACUAAACAUACCCCACUUUCAAUACCUUGGGUUGUCUACUUUUUCAAAUGGUAUGCCAUUAUGGGGGUAAUUCUCAUUCCUGGGCUACCACACCAUCUCAAAGGUAACAUUAAUAAUCUGGCAAAUUUCUAUUUGAAAAUGUAAUGUGCUAUAUUUGACCCUGUAACUUUCCAAAACACCAUAAAACCUGUUAAUGGGGGGUACUGUUGUACUCGUGAGACAUCGCUGAUUACAAAUAUGUGCAUUUUUUUGCAGUAAAACCUAACAGUAUUAUGACAUUAACAGCUAAAAUGUCAGACGGAAAUACAAAUUUUAAAAAAAAUCUUAUUUUCUCAAUUUUUUUUAAAUUUUAUUCAUAAUAAAUUAUGUUCCAUAUAUGAAUAGUUAAUGAUAAAUUAAAGCCCUGUUUCUCCUGAACAAAAUGAUAUAUAAUAAGUGUGCGGGAACUUAAUGUGACAGCGGUUGGACAGACAUGUAGCAAAUUCCAGUUUUUGUUUACGUUUUGUUUUGAUCAGAACGUGCACUGUUGACUCCGUCCUGAAGGGAUUAAAUAGUUUACUUCGUCUCCUAUUGUUGCAACUUAUUUUUGUGCAGGAGCAAAUCUUUAACAGAUAUUAAAAUAGCUAACAAUGUACAUGAUAAUGUGUGAUCUGUAACCAAGCAAAACUUGCACAGAUCAUAGAAAUAACUGAUAAAUUGCAAGUAAAAUUUAAAGUAAUUCUGAAGAACUUUGCUGUUGGAUGUAAAUCACAAGUAAACGGUUUUACAAUUGCAUCAUAGUAGAUACCUAACUAGGCAAGGUAUUUACUAUGAUCCAAUUGUAAACAGGGUAUGUGAAUUAACCACAUGUAAUUAAAGAGCGUGCAAUAUGGAAACCGUUUACUUUUUAUUACGGGCAUGUAAAUAGGGCUGCAAGUAAGUUGUCAUAAAAUGUUUAAGUUUAUUUCCAUUAAAAGCACUGGGGCAUCAUCCCAUCAGUAACCUCAGUAUUCUUAAUCUUUGCACAGCUGUAGAAUUAUUUGAUGAAAUAAACAUUUUAUAAAGGUUUUUAUAAAAGUUUUACCCUUCUUGAAGCGUACAAAGGCAGGAAGGAAAAGCUUUGAUCUCAUACAACAUUAUGGUGUUUUUGUUUUGUUUUUUUAUAAAUGUUUGAAUUGAUCUAGGAUAUGGCUUAAUGUUGUAAGUGAUGAAGUUGCCAUAGUUUGUGUCCUGUUGUAGGUCCUGAAAUUCAGCAUUGUGGGGGAGGCCUUGCAUAAUGAUUCUCUGCUUUCCUGUCAGUCUGACCAUUCUUGUCUUUUGUGCUUUCUGUACUCUACAGGCAUGCAGUAUGCUGGAUAUGUCAAUAAUCAAGCUAACUCUGCACCAUCUCCCUUGUCAUCCAGCUCAGACGAUGAUGAGGAAGAGGAGGAUGAUGAGGAAGCAGGUCUGCUUUAGCUUUUUUACGGUGUCUAGCAUGAUCCCAUAUGACUGUUCCUUUCUCUCUUCUUUUUUUCUGGCCCAUGUACAAUUACUAACUUUACUGACCUAUUUUACUGGAAAAAUUUGCACAAGGCUCCUUUUGUGUAUAGCACUGUUAAAAAUGUCGUUCUCUACAGUUUGGUUGGUUAGUUUAUUCUUUCUUCUGUUCCAGAUUAUAAUGGUAUACCUGUUGUUUGCGUGAGGAAUAUGGUGGAUUUCCUUGGUUAUCCCUUGUAAUUUUGUUUCUCUUUAUAAAAUGGCAGUCAAAGUGUUAGUUGCAGGAACUUCUGACCGUGAUCAAACCAUGCGCCCGAAAUAUAAUGAAAUGUUCAUCCAUUCUUUUCAGUGAGUUGAACAUAAAACUCAUCUGAUUGUCUGAACUCUUACAAACUUUAAUUAUCAUAAAUCCUCUGAAAUAUUACAUUCUAAGUGUAUUGUAUUCUGAGAUUUGUAUUGUACACCUUAGGUUCCACCCCUCUGGUGUGGUCCAUCAGGGGUACUUUAAGGUAAGAAUUAUUUCAAAUGAUUCUCAUCUGUUUAAUUUGUGUCUUAAAGGCAUACUCCUAGCACCAUAACCACUGCAUCUCAUUCUAAGAUAUCAAACAACAUUAGAAUGUCACCAGCAGAAGAAGCCAGAUGUCUCCAUGAAACAAGGCAGGUCCAAUGCUGGUUGCGAGUGCUUAGCUAAUGUGGUAGUCUUUUGCUUUAGAGACAUCUGGCUUCUCCAGAAGUAGGGGUGUUGGGUGCUUGGAGUGUUUCUUUAAAAGGCUCUUCAGGGCUACAAUCCUUUUUUUAUACAUAAUCAAGAUAGUGUAUUAAAAAUAUGCAAAAUCAACCAAUCACAAAUAAUAAUAGUAAUAGAAAAAGUUAAUGCAUUAACAAUAAUUUCAUAAGGCUCAGAUUUUCAGCAAUUCUCUGUGGGGACUUCAUCAGAAAUCAGCUUGCUCCAAUAACUUUCUUAUUGAAAGUGCUGACUUAAUCCACUAUCUAUGCACAGCUGAGAAUUAUGGGCAGAACAUGGGUUUGCAUGAAUUGUAGUUCGGUUUUACUGUGCUUCAUGAUGACAUGGGCCUCUUUGUUAUUGGAGAAACAGUGCUGUUUAGGAGGGAGGGACAGAAAGGGAGCUAUUGGACAACAUAUGUAUGUACAAUAACUAGAAGGGGGACAGGCUAGACAGAAUGCUGCAAAUGUGGGGUUUUUCUGGUUGUUUUUGUCUCUCAUUGAAAUACUUUACAAAACAAAGCAUGCAAAAUAAUAGCUAAAUAUUUAUGCUAAAAGCUGUAUAAUUGCUUAAAAGUUGUAAUGGUGCCUGGAGUAUCCCUUGAAAUAACAUUUUUUUUUCUUCUGCUCAAAAAUCUAAAACUGGAAAACAAAUCAAAUACUUAGUAAAUAUAGGGUAAAAUUGUAUAGCACAGUAAAUAUUUUGUGCUUUAAGCUUACUUUGGGCAGUUGCAAAGGAUUUAUCGUGAAUGCUAAGGGACAGUGCAUUUAGUGGGAACAUUUAAGAAUAGGCCACAUGUAGCCCCUUGCUCAUGUGGCAAAAGACAAAAUAUAAGGUAUAUGUUUCCAACACAUCUCCUUUACUCUAGGGAACCACCAUAACAACUCUAUCAGGCUCCCACAGAUACAAGCCACUUUGCCUACUUCGUGAUGUACAAAUUGUUCUUCAUAGUGGAGCAAUAUUUAUGUCACUGGUGCUAGCUCAUAUCUAGUGAGGAAAUUAAUUUAAAAGAUCGUUAUGACAGAUUGAAACAAAAAGUAAUAGUCCAAAAUUUCACACUUUCUCAAAUGUGUGUUAAUUUUAGAAACUGAAGAAAUGUUUCUUGCCUGGUUUUUAUUUUAGAAUAUACAUAGUCUUAAUAUUAAUCAUCUCCUUGUAUUUUAUUUUAUUUUUCUUCAAUAUAUACAGUUUUGUGAAGGAACACAUAGCAACUAUACUACAGUAGCUUAGCGUAGAGAUUAUGUUGCUUAGAGUCUCUCUGGGGGUUGCAUCCUUCGGCUCUUCAUCAUGCUCAAAGAUCACCCUACCUUCAACAGCAUUAAUAAUGCAGAAUUAUCACUUCUGUACUAUCAGUGUCAAUUUUGACCAACUUGAAUGACAUUGGUACGUGGAGAGCAGAUACUGGUAUCCAGGUUGUAGAAAAUUAAUAUUAUAAUGCAGAAGAAGAAAUUCUGCAUUAUAAGUGCGUCUGUGGAGUUGGUGGCCUUCAAGGGGCUGGGAAGAGCAUUGUUGUUUGUCAAACUGCUCUUGAAGAGAAACUAUAGGCACCUAGAUCACUUAACACAGCAUCUAGUGGCUGUUAUACUGAAAAAUAAAACUCUGCUAUAUCAAUUAGAUGGUCCAAUAGCGACCAUCAGAUUGGCCCACUAUUUUGCUGCACAUGUGCGCUAGCCUCCCAUUGCUUUCCUUAGGGAAAGCAGUGGUUAGGCUGAUAUCAUAAUUAUUAUUAUUGCCAUCUAUAUAGUGCCAACAGAUUCCGUAGCACUUUACAAUGUUAUGAGAGGGCGGAUUUAACUAUAAAUAGGACAAUUACAAGAAAACUUACAGGAACGAUAGGUUGAAGAGGACCCUGCUCAAACGAGCUUACAGUCUAUAGGAGGUGGGGUAUUAAACACAUUACGACAGGAAAUAUCAAUCAAAUAAGGGGGGAGUGAAGCAGCGCUGGAGGAGAGAGUAAAGUGCCGCCCUAUAGGAGAGGGCAAGAAACAAGUGUGUAAGGUAGAGGUUACUCUGAGAGGUAAUAAGCUUUCCUAAAGAGAUGGGUUUUAAGGCACUUCUUAAAGGAUUGAAGACUAGGGGAGAGUCUGAUGGGGCUAGGCAGGCCAUUCCAUAGGAAGGGAGCCGUGCGCGAGUUGGCCGUACGGGUGUGAGCAGUGGACACGAGGUGGUCACGGGCAUGAUCUCUGCAUUGGAGGUGGGACCAGCCGCGGAGAGAGCAGCGUGGGAGAGAAGGUAAGUUACCUUUUCUUGCACUUGGAGAAUGUGGUUGUAACUAAACAUUUAAUGGACACUAUAGGGUUAGUAGUACACAUUUGUAUUCCUAAUCCUACAGUGAUCCUUUAACUAGAUUGACAUAAAACCAGAGAAUAGUGUGCAGAGGCCUAGGCGACAGUUAUUGAAAAAACUAGCAGAUGAAUGGACAGAUAUGUGUUAAAAUAUAAAAGCUUUAUUCAACCCCCAUAGGAACUUUAAAAUUCUCACAUAAAGAUAUUUCUGUAUCCAAAAUAUCUGUUCUAUGUCUUAGUAGAUGCAGUCCGGGGACUGUAUAGUCUACGCAUUUUGUAUUAAAACUAUACUUUGUCUUGACAAAGUAUAUUGAAUUGCCAAAAACAAAACUGAUUCAUUAUUAAUAAAUGAAAUGUUUCUGCUUGUUUCAUGAUGCAUUGAUCUAUUUCAUGAUUGGUAAAAUGUGUUUGUACUCCCUAAGUUGAGCAAAGGUUGCUUGUUGAGUAAUUGCUCUUUUCAGUUUAAAGGGACACUAUAGUCACCAGAACAACUACAGCUUAAUGUGAUUGUUCUGGUGAGUAUAAUCAUUGCCUUCAGGCAUUUUUAUGCAAACACUUCUUACAUUGCCUCUAGGGACACCUCCAAGUGACCACUCCUCAGAUGGCCACUGAAGGUGCUGAUUGGCCAAAACAUGUUUGGUCCCGCCCCUGGCCAAUUUUAGCCAAUCCAAUGCUUUCUCCAUGGGGCAAUUUUGAUGUCACCAGGGGGGCGGGGCCAGCGCCAGCAGACCCGUGGAGAGCUGGAAAUAAGGUGAGUUUUCACUAUAGGGUCAGGAGUAUAUGUUUAUGUUCCUGACCCUAUAGUGAUCCUUUAAGUAAGUUUUUAGCAAACAUAAAUUCACUGAGAAUACAAUUGACGGAAUUCACAAACAAUAGUGAGUGGUCCCUCUGAGCUCACGUGCAGUGCUAGCGUCCCUUUGAAAUCAGUAGUUAAAGGACCACUAUAGGCACCCAGACCACUUCAGCUUAAUGAAGUGGUCUGGGUGCCAGGUCCAGCUAGGAUUAACCCUUUUUUCUAUAACAUAGCAGUUUUAGAGAAAUUGCUAUGUUUAUAAUAGGGUUAAUCCAGCCUCUAGUGGCUGUCUCAUUGACAGCCACUAGAGGCGCUUUCGCGCUUCUCACUGUGAUUUUCACAGUGAGAAGACGCCAGCAUCCAUAGGAAAGCAUUGAGAAUGCUUUACUAUGGACUGGCUGAAUGCGCGCGGCUCCUGCCGCGCAUGCGCAUUCAGCCGAUGACGUCGCUGAGGAGGAGGAGAGUUCCCCGCCUGGCGCUGGAGAAAGAGCUUAAGUUUAACCCCUUCCUCCCCCUAGAGCCCGGCGGGAGGGGGACCCUGAGGGUGGGGGCACCCUCAGGCACUAUAGUGCCAGGAAAACGAGUAUGUUUUCCUGGCACUAUAGUGGUCCUUUAACCCAGCGAGGUGUUCUUGGGGACACAUGCAUUCAUCUGCUUAAUUAUUGUUCAUUUAGUUAAUUUACUUAAUUUUCUACUUACAUCACAUUUAAAUGUCAAAAGGUACCAUGUUAUUAACUAAAACUCAGUUUGGUGAAUGGAACCCUACAUUAUUACAUGAUUUAUUUGCUACACUUAGAGCUGGUGAGAUUAAAGCAGCUCUGUCUUGGCUUUUUUUGGCGGUGGAGGUGAGUUAAACAUGAAACUGCAAGUAGUUUCACUGGUGGCUGUCUGGAAUAUUAGAGGCACUGCCACUAGAGGCAGUAUUUACAAUGCAAUGUAAACACUGCGUUUUCUUUAAAACUGCAGUGUCUUACCUAGCUUAGUUAAGGGGACAUGGGCACUGAACCCAGAGCACUUAAUUUAGUUGAAAAGUUCUGGGUGCCUAUAAAACAAGAAGAAGAAAAAAAGGAUUAAUUUAAAAGUGAAACCUGCAAAGUGACAGAACUGCUUUAAGACCACAAUAACUAAGCUGAAAAAAAGCAAACUCAAUCUGUUGCAAGAUUAUCUUUUAGUAAUACCUUGUGAUUAUAUUUCUUCAAAUUACUACUUCUGUUCUGCAGCAAAAUUGAUGUUCAGAGAUUUAAAAUUGUUCACAUUUAAAAUGAAUGGAAACAACAUGAAUCCUGUAGAAAUGAAUUGCACUGACCAGACAAGUGCCACGGAUAUGUAAUAAUAAUAAUAAUUAAAAAAAUUAUUUAUAUAUAUAUAUAUAUAUAUAUCUUGAUAUCCAUGUAUUACUAGGUAUUGAUGAAAGUUCCUCCACCACCAGCAGUUCAUCCUCAGAGCCGAAAAAUUAUGAUGUCCUUGAAGGGGGAGGUUACACAGGUAACUAGUUCUUUAUGACCACGGUUAUAAUCAUGGUGCCAGUUGAAUAAAAACAGGUACAGGGUUCUUUAUUAAUGUGAUAGUUGUCCUGAAUGAGAGUGAAUUUCAAAUUUAAGGCCAAAAUAGCUAAACUAGAGAAAUUCUACAAGUCACCUUGUUUUCAAUUGGCCUAUUUUGUUCUAAACAUUCACUUUGAAUUCCUGGUAAUUGUCAUGUUAGUAACUAAUUCUAAACAUAUUCAGUGGCUAAUGCCUUUGUCAUAACUGCCACUUUCCUAAUUUGUUGCUUGUUUUAUUGUUUACAUCUUACUCAGGUUAGAGGACAUACUUGACAUACAUAUAUUUGCUUCUAAUUUGUUAUUAAAGGCUUUGUUUCAAUAGAUAUAAAAUUUAAAAGUGUUUAGAGUGCAAAUAUCAUGCAAUACCAUCUUCAAUUUAAUGGAACACUCCGGUGUUAUAAAUAUGCUGGGGUGUUCUGUAGUGGAUUUCUGGGUUCCUCCUUUCAUGUAAAAAAAAUAUAUAUUUUUACGUCUGCACCAGCUUUGAAAGCAGUCUCCUUGUUACAUCUCCACACGGCCUCUGGUGGAUCUUCACGAGUGAUCGUUGCUCUGCCAAUACAGGAUGUCUGAUAAAGAAGCAUUGGGAAACAUUGUGCAUGCGUAUCAAUGCCAAAGAAACAUUAAAUCCAGUGUGUCUGAAGUGUCUUUUCCACCUUGAGGUGAAAACGUUUGAGGAAGAGAUGGCAGGAUUCAAAUAAAGAGUUUUAUAAAAGUGCCGAUAACUCUUUAAAUUUAAUUAUUUCGCGACAGAUGUGGAGGUCCCUUUUUUUUUCUUUAAUAGUUUUUUUUCUAGCAAUCUAAAUACUUGCUAGCAAUUCUGAAAGGUACACUUUAACAACAUUUCUUAGAAGAUGAAAGAAAGGGUUAGAAACCUCCUUUUAAUAUUUUUUUUUUUUUUUUCAUUUAAUUGGGUAAAGCAAAGAAAGUGGUAACUAUCUUUUUUUUUUUUUUUUUUUUCAAAUUAGACCUAGGUUAAUUUUAGAGGGCACUCAAAUUAAGGGUUGCUUGUGAUAAACUUUGGAAGAAAACACAUUAAUGGCUUGGUAUAGUCAGUAAUUAUUGAUCAUUUUAUUAAAAGCAGCAUGAAUAAUUGUUUUGUAUUUCUAGAGGCACCACCGAGUGGCCCAUCUCUUACCAAUGUCUCCAAACCUGCUAAGGCAAUUGGCCAUGGAUACCCAGCACUUCAACCUGGCUACCAAAAUGCCACACCACAACAGAACUCCCAGUCUAAUACUCCUGUUCACCAGCCUAGCUAUUCACAGUAUUCUACGGUAAGAAACUUGUUGUUACAGUAAAAUAAGCCUCUGAUGCAAAAUGAACACAGUCAGUAUGGCUGCAUGUACUUGACAAGCCGCAAAUACAUUUUGAAACCAUUUCUAUGAAUCCUUUAUUCAGCACCUAAAAUGUCACUUUGUCUCGCAUCGCAUGGCAGGAACAUCCAUGCUUCCCCUCGCAGGCUCUGCCAAAGUCACAUGUGCCUGGAGCUAGUUACACAAGUGCCAAUUACCCUGUAAGAACAUCAUUUCAAGCAGAAACGCUGCACAUACCAACUCCUGCAACCUUGACCACUUCAAAUCACUAAAAUGGUCACUAUGGUUGUAGUAACCCUUUAAUGUGAAAUGGUGAUUGUAUAAUUAUUUUACUCCUAAUAUGAAAUAUUCAAGAGUUUUGUUUUUUUGAGAAUUUUAAAACAAUAAGCCUUAAAGGGAAACCAGAACUACAGCUUAAUGUAGUUGAUCUGGUGAGUAUAAUCAUUAUAGGCAGGCAUUUUCAUGCAAACACUUACAUUGCACUUAGGGACACCUCCAAGUGGCCACUCCUCAGAUGGCCACUGGAGGUGCUUCCUGGCUCAGUGCUGCACAGUAGGCAGCUCUGCUGUUCAGCAUCCCCACGCUCUGCAUGGGGACGCUGAAUUUUCCUCAUAGAGAUGCAUUGAUUUAAUGCAUCUCUAUGAGGAGGUGCUAAAUGGCCAAAACGGCGUUUGGCCCGACCCCUUGCCAAUUUUAGCCAAUCCAAAGGUUUCCCCAUGGCAAAGCAUUGGAUUGGCUUAAAAUCUGCAAUUCUGAUGAUGUCAUCAAUGGGCGCGACGCUGGGAAUGCGGUGAGUUUCAUUAACAUGUAAGGGGAGGGGGGUCAAGCCACCUAAAUGGGGCUUAAAGUGGGUUUUGCACACUAGGUUCAGGAAUACAUGUUUCCUUUAAGGUAAUGAUUAAAAUUUUGUAUCUUUUUAUCUUUAGUAGUUAUAAAGGGACUCUCCAGUGCCAGGAAAACAUAUCCGUUUUCCUGGCACUGCAGUACCCCUCUCCCUCCCACCACCCAUUCCAUGUUGUUGAAGGGGUUAAAACCCCUUCAAUGACUUACCUGAAUCCAGCGCGAUAUGCCUCGGUGCUGGGUCAGGCUCAGCCCACGCCGAUGUCAGCCAGUGGGGAGACCUAAUGCGCAUGCAAUGCUUUCCUAUGGGGAUUCCAGCGACGCUGGAGGUCCUCAUGCAUACUGUGAGGAUGUCCAGCAUCGUUUAAAACACUUUUCGUCUUCUAAGAUCACGGAAGUCCCUCUAGUGGCUGUCUAAUAGACAGCCACUAGAGGAGGACUUAACCCUGCAAUGUAAUUAAUGCAUUUUAUAAAAACAGGGUUAAGGGUGGUGGGAGUUGGCACCCAGACCACUCCAAUGAACAGAAGUGGUCUGGGUUCCUGAAGUGUCCCUUUAAGUCCAGAAUAGUCUUUCCAGGUGCCCCUUACAGUGAUUGCUACCCAGUGGUAGUUAGCGCAUUUCCUGUCCCCAGAUGUUUGAUGCUUUCAAAAAAGGAACACAUUUUAUGGAAGAACGUGUGUUAACACUGGUUAGCUCCAUCCUAAUCUAUUCACCCUCUAAGAUGCCCGUAUUCCAGUGUCCAACAUUAAUGUAUGGUAUGGUUCCCUGGCUUUCACACUUACCAUCCAGCUAGCACUCUCAGCAGCCCACUGGUAAAGCAUUGGGAAUUCGCUGGGCUUUGAGAAAGGGAAGGCAGGCAGCUGCCUGGAUGUCUGGGGGCAUGCAAGGGAUUGUACAGAAAGUUGUGAACCAAAAAAUAUAUUACAUACAUUUUUACUUUCCAAAGUAGGUCACUUAUAAAGGGAUCUUGUUGCUUUACUAUCUGUCACAGGCACAUAUGGCUUUGUUCUUUAGUUAUGGAUUAUAAGGAUCAUCCAGGCUCAGCCAUGAAUCUCCUUAAAUAGGAGAGUAACAUGCACAAGACUUUGGUCCUGCUUAUGUGUUUGUCAGUUUCCUUGAGUGUUUUUUAAAAAUAUUAUCUUUUCAAGUCCCAUGCUGCAAUGGGGGUGGCAUUUCACCAUUCUUGAAAACUAAUGCAUGGUGUAGCUAAUUGUCUUCAGCUGCCACUAUUAGGUCAGGCCCUGGAUUUAUGAGAUCAUGGAAAUAAAAUACAACACGAGUAUAGCAAAGCUCAAUAGCACAUAGUUGGUAAAAUAAUUGCAUCUCAGGAUCAUGGUAACCUUCAAACUAGUGAUUUUUAUUAGGCCAUCUCUCAAACGCUGCAAAGGCUUUCCCCCCUCAAUUUACCUUCUCAUGCUAAAAUUGUAUCUAUACUUCGUUGCUCUUGUUUUUUUGUUAAUGUUUUUUUUCCUCCUCCCCCCUUCUUGUAUAUUUCUGCUUGACAGCAUUACAACCAACUGCCAGCUUCUCUUGGAGGAUUAAGUCUUCAACAGGCUCAACAACCAGAAGGCCUGCGACCUGUGAACCUAAUUCAAGAUAGGAAUGUCCUCCCUACAUCAACCUUGCCUGCUCCAGCUCCUAACAUGAGUUUGGACCUUAGAAAGUUAAACUGCAAUCCAGAGUAGGUAUUCUUCAUCAGUGAACAAAAUCAUUUUUAAUAUUUGGUUUUAAUGUAAAGAAACUAUAAUUACAUAUAAUCACAUUUCUGUACUUGUAAGAAGUGAAAAAUAAUUAAAUGAAAAAUUCACGUCUCUAAGCUGCAUUCAUAAAGGAAGCUUGUUUUCCAGGCACUAUGUAGUCCUUAGGUCCCCCCCAUUCUCCGCUGGGCUGAAGGGGUUAAAACCCCUUCAGCGCUGGGCUCCCUCCCCAAGAGCCGCACACACAUUGAAACCUAUGGACGUCAGCGUCUUCUCACUGUGAUUUUCACAAUGAGAAUCACGGAAGUGGCCGUCAGUGAGACAGUCACUAGAGACUGGAUUUUAACCCUCAGUGUAAACAUAGCAGUUUCUUUGAAACUGCUAUGUUUUCAGCUGCAGGGUUAAAACUAGAGGGACCUGGCACCCAGACCACUUCAUUGAGCUGAAGUGGUCUUGGUGACUAUAGUGGUCCUUUAACUUCGUGUCAAUCCGUGUUAUAAGUCCCUUCCUUUGCAACUGGCAGGUAGCCUUGAGAAAGCAUACAGAGAAGAGGAGAAAUGAAACAAUGUUUAUAUUUCUCAUCUCUAGUGGCAAUGCUUGCCCGAACUUUGCCUUGUCUUAACUAGAUUUUAGAAUUUGGGAAUCUGUGGAUUUUUUUGUGUUUUAUUCACUGGUGUAAAUUCCAGAAAAGUGAUAGUUUUUCUUUAAUUAUUAACUUUGUUGCUGCUUAAGUGACACCCAACUCUAUUAGUAGUUGUAGCAGGUUUUGGUCAUUUGUUUCUCGAGACUAAUUAAGGGGUCUCCUGAAAUUGGCUUUUUUUUUUUUUUAUCUUGUAUUCACUUUUUGACGGAAAGUACAGGAUGUUAUUGUAUUUAUUAAAACUGUAAACAACCAAUAUUGUUGUCAUUUAUAUUUGAAACCAAAUAUCAAAAUGUGAGGUUGUGGUUCUAUGAUUCAGCCCAUGAUCCUCUGUUAUGUGAGGGUAAAUAAUACUUGAAUAUCCCUGUGUAAACUGGGAGAGUAAUUGUCCCUCCCUUUAACAAACCCAUGAAGAUGUGCUGCUACAAGUUAGUCAACUAUCAAUCAAAGGCAAUGAGAAUGUUAGUGCUUUAAUAAAGGCUGUUACUUGAAUUCCUUUGUAUUAAUGGAAAAGCAUUUACUCUUUAAUAACCUUCUUAAUAGCAAAGAGUUACUUAAACUUCCGCUAAUGCUUUAAACCCGUUUUGGCAGAAAUAUACUACUUAUGUGUGCACAAGAUUUUAAAUAAGCUAUAUUGUGCAUGAGUUUAUUGUGCAAUGAGUCAGUUACUAUUCGUUCGUCUCUACUCCACUUCCAUUUUUAAACCUGUGUUUGUUUGUUCCUGCCAAUAGGUAGCAUUUAAAUUAUUCUUUUUUCCUAUUUGUAGUUAUUUUAGAUGCACACUUAAUGGUAUUCCACAUACCCAAGCUCUGUUGAAUAAAGCCAAGCUCCCACUAGGACUACUACUUCAUCCUUUCAAAAGCAAACCGGUAAGCAAAUCUCUUACACCAUUUUUUUUUUUUAAUAAUUCUUAAUGCAGGGAGUAACACUUGUGCUUGCAGUGCCACGUUAUCAGUAAGAAGUAUUUCGAAAGUGUACAAUAUCAAGGCAUAAGAAACAGUUGCACCUUUUUUUUUUUGUAAUUAGUAGUAUAGCACCUAUGAGUCUUAGAGAAUGCUAAAAUAGUAAGGAGAUCACCAGGCGUAACAUUGCUAACAAAUCUCAACAAAAUACUAGGUCUUCUGUGCUUGUCAGCUAAUAAAAGGAACAUACCACGCUAGUAGGAUAGAGCUGGCUGUCAUUGCACAAUAUGAGAUUAGUGAAACAGGCUCAUGCAGGGCAUGUCCAUGAAUGGGUAUGUAUUCUUAGCUUAAAGCCUGGGCAUAUAUCCUGGUAUUUUAGUUAACCGUUAAUAUACUUGUUUGUGCAGGGUAUGGGUGGGACAUAGUCAACUUGUGCAGUAACUGUUACGUGCUAGCUAACUCCGUGUAGGGUGGUUGAGCUGUCCUGCUACGGUUAGGUCUACUAACAGGGGUUAAGUGCCCUACUGUGGACGUGGCUCUGUGUGUUGCAUGAAUUAUUGCUAUGGAGGUAGCUAUAACAAACUGAAAGCAGAUCUAAUAAUAUAAUAGGAAAACAACAAUUUUAACUGUGUCCUGAGAGGUUCAAAAUCCUCUAGAGAAGACGGGUUGCAGUAGUUCGGGAAAGGCAGUUCGUGAUGCCACUUAGUUGAGUGAGUGUUGCCCGUUGCCCCCUUUUAGGUGGUGACUGAGGCAUAAGCGUCUGGCGUGGUGCUUCGUGGGAUGAACGGGGCGAUUCUUGCUGGAUCCCAGUUGCAGGCAGGAGAGGUUAGGUCGUGGGAUCUCUCUUGGAUGAGUGAGUCUUGUGGUAGGCCCAGGGUUCGCAGGAGAUCGGCUGCAUCCUGAAUGCCUUGGAUUGGGUGUGUAUCUCCAUGCUGUACGAGGAGUGUUUGGGAGGGCCGCCAUCGGUACCGUAUGUUUUGUCGCUGGGCAGGGAGGUGAGAGGCCGGAGUGACCUGCGUCAUGCUAGAGUUCCACUGGACAGGUCGGCGAAGAAGGUCAGCGCCAUGUUCUCAAACUGCAAGGGGGCUUUACCCCGGAGGGCGGCGAGGACUAUCGAUUUGUCCCUCCCGGUCCUGAAGGUAACUAUUGUGUCCCCUGUGGCUGGGGUCCUGGUGGGUUUGGGGACCUGGAAGGGGUCUGUGGGUGUAAUAGAUUUAGCCUGUCCGGGGAGUAAUAUGGCUGCAAACAUGCGCUUGAGUACUUGCGGCAGCUCUGCCUCCGGCAUCUCCUCCGGGAUCCCUCUGAUCUUCAAAUUAUGUCUCCUUCUAGCAUCCUCUUGAGCCGCGAAGCAGCGUUCAUGUAACAAAUUUUGGUGUUGUAAGUCCUGCACAACUUUCUGUAGCGAAGAAAUGUUCUGCUGAUGUUCUUGGGAGGUGUCCUCCAGCGAUUUUAUGUGGCCUGUCAGGCCCUGCAGCUCACCCCUAAGAGCGGUGACAUCCGUGAGGAUGUUCUUCUGUAGGUCUGCCAAUAGGGUUUUUAAUACCCCGGUGGUUACCAGGUCAGAGUCAGCUCCCAGUUUGUGUUUCGCCCUCGGCAUUGGGGCUGAGGCUGGAAGGUAGUCAUCCCCGGCAUCUCCUGAACAGUCAUCCGAGAAAUCCGAGCAGCCUCUGUGGAGAGCCGCCAUAUUGGAUCCGCUUUUGCCGCAUGCUUGCCGCCACAUUUCUCCGAUUGUCAGCCCUGGAGCAGGUUUGUCCGACGCUGUUUUGUUAUUUUUCCGACCCAUGAUGGCAUAUCAUUUGCAAAAGUAGACAACCAAGGGUAUUCAAUAUGGGGUAUGUCCAAACUUUAUUAGUAUACACUUAGUCAGAAACACUGACCAAAGUUAGCACUUAUAUUUGUUUGUGUGUUAAAAAUGAAAAAAACUAUUAUGAAUGCUACAUUUUUGACCAGUGUUUGUGACUAAGUGGCUACUAAAAAAGACUGAACAUAUACCCCAUUUGCAAUACCUUGGGUUGUCUUCUUUUGCAAAUGGUAUGACAUCAUGGGGGUAAUUCUCAUUCUUGGGCUACCAUACGCCCUCAAAGACAACAUAACCAAUCUUGCAAAUUUCAAUGUGAAAAAAUGUUGACCCUGUAACUUUCAAAAACACUAUAAAACCUGUACAUGGGGGUACUGUUAUACUCUGGAGACUUUGUUGAAUACAAAUAUUAGUGUUUCAAAACCAUAAAACAUAUCACAACAAUGAGCUCAUCAGUGAAAGUGCCUCUUGUGUGUGAAAAAUGCAAAAAAACUUACUUUCACUGACAAUAUCAUCUCUGUGAUAUGUUUUACUGUUUUGAAAUACUGAUAUUUGUGUUCAGCGGAGUCUCCCAUGUACAGGUUUUAGGGUACAGGUUUUAGGGUGUCUUGGAAAGUUACAGAUUUAAAUCUAGUGCUAGGAAAUAAAAUUCUCUGGACUUGCGGCCUGGGUUGUCAGGCAGGUCCAUCAAAUUGCAAUCAAUAAAAUUACUUAAUUAUGUAAAAAUAUUACAUAAAUAUGCACGUAGAAUUUAUUGAUAUAGAGAAGCACCUUGGCGUUUCCAAUUUUCUAAUAUUUUUGGGCAGAGUGCCAGAGUUUGGAUGUUUUUAUAUUUAUAUAUAUAUAUAUAUAUAUAUACACACACACACACACAUACAUAUAUUUUUCUAUUUUACAGCAGCAGGGAGACUGCCUAUCAGUUUAGGCAGUCCCCCUGCAGGCAGCACUAUGUACGCCUAAUGCGGCCAUGUGACUGCACUUUCAGAGUGAUCACAUGGCCCGCAGGGGCCUAAUUUGCCAAGGGGGGACUGUCUGGGCUGUCAGGCAGUCCCACCAGACCGGGAGCACUGCCGAUCGCCGGCAGGGGAACAGCAGUGACCGGGUAAGUAAUAAGGACGGCGGGGACGUUCUAUACCGCCCACCAGCGUUUAGAGCCACCGUUAAAAGGACGGCAUAAAACACCCGCCAUCCAUAAGGGGUUAAAGGAACACUCCAGGCAUCAUAGCCACUACAACAUGUGGUCUUAGUGCUGAGAAUGUUCCUUUAAGCUGUUCUCGGUUACUUGCUUUGGACUCAGAGUUCAAGGCAUUCCAAAUACUGUUUUGCAUUCUCUCCUUUCUUUGGUGUUCUUGAAAAGGGAAAACAAAUGUGUAUUAAACGGACACUAUAGUCACCAGAACAACUACAGCUUAUUGUAUUUGUUCUGGUAAAUAUUAUCAUUCCCUUCAAGCUUUUUGCUGUAAACACCGUCUUUUCAGAGAAAAUGUAGUGUUUACAUUACAGCCUAGUGAUAACUCCGCUGGCCACUCCGCAAAUGGCUGCUAGAGGUGCUUCCUGUCCUCACCCUCUGCAUGGAGACACUGAACUUUUCUCAUAGAGAUGCAUUGAUUAUUGAGGAGAUGCUGAUUGGCCAGGGCUGUGUUUGGCUUCUGCUGACUCUGCCCUUGAUCUCCCUCUGAUAAUCUCAUCCAUUCCUAUGGGAAAGCACUUCUGAUGAUGUCAGCCAAGCAGGCAGAUCAGGGGCAGAGGCAGCAGCUACAAACUUGAAUACAAGUAAGAUUUUACAAUAAUUUGGGGUGCAAGGGUGGGCCAAGGGGCUAGAUUGUGUUUUUUUACACUAUAGGGUCUGUAAUACAUGUUUGUGUUCCUGUCACUAUAGGGUUCCUUUAAGUAGGGCUAUUGACAUAUGAGACUGAACCUUAACAAUAAUCAUAUUUUCAGAAACUUGUCAACUGUCUAAGAAAAAAAAUGACUUGCAUCUUUUCUAUUAAAUAUUCCACAAAAACAUAAAAUCGUUAGUGUAUUUACCAUUAGCAACUCUGUUUAUACGGAAAGGAAAUUGUUUACAAAUCUGGUAUUUCCAAACAGUAGAUUGGAUUUGAGUGUAUCUCCUGUUAAUGCAUUAUGGGGGGUAAGGGGGAUAAUAAUCAUAAUGUCCCUUAUUGCAGCGGACUGCCAAAAGCCUGCUGUCUCUGCAAAGCUUCUGCAAUGACAAGGACGUGGCUGAGUUUUAUAUCCAAUUAUAGUACUUUCUGUGAAUUCUAUUGAGGUUCCAGAAACAUUUGACUUGCAAGGGUUCCUAGGCUAGUUUACCUAUCACCUUUCCAUUGUAUGGUAUAUUGCUCAUGUCUGCAUGUACUUUUAAAAAAAAUAAAAAAAUUUAUUCAAGGUUUUAGUUUGAACGUUGCAUAUAUCAAUAAAAACCAAAAUGGUGGGCACAUGCACCGAAGAUAUGAUAUAGUUUCAAAACUGCAUAAUUCAGCAUAACAUAAAUCUUACACUUGUAUAGGAAAACCACACAAGUCAGCGCCGUAAAACUAAACUGGAUAUACAUUCGUAUCAAAAUGGUAGUGUAGAAUUAUAUGGGUUUACGCAGACAUGGUGUUUUGGCAAGACAGCGCAAUAAAUAUUAACUGGUUACUGCUUAACAACGACCAAUGAGAUCUACAGAAUAAUGGUAAACAGAGUCUUAUAUAAGAAUGAGCUGACCUGUGUAAAAGACCUGUGCAAAAAUUAGCUUGCAGGGUUAACUCCACCUCUAGUGGCUGUCUACCAGACAGCCACUGAAGGGACUUCCAGGUGGUUAGCCGACGUUUGGUCUCCUAAUUCACGCUGGACGUCCUCAUGUUAUGCUUGAGGACAUCCAGCGUCAACCAAAACUCCAUAGGAAAGCAUUAUACAAUGAAUUCAGUGGGAGAAGUCUUAAUGUGCUUUAGCUAACCCCAGCCGGGUGAUGUCGGCGUUAUAGUGCUGGGCACGAUGAUUCCUAUCGUGAAGAUCUUCUCUAGUGGCUGAUAGCAACUAAAUGUGUUGUUCAAACAAAUGUAAACGUUAAUGUUUCUCUGGGGAAAAAAUUUAUGUUGUCUGAAAAAAAAAAAGACAACUGUACCCCCAAAUUUUUUUUAUUAAAAUAAAGCAGUUUUGCUUCUAACAGUGACCCUUUAAGAAUUCUGCUUCAUAUGGCAAAACCAACAUUUCAUUUACUCUCAUCAUAUAUGAGUGCUUUAGACUAAUGAACUCCGUUCUGGAAAAUAAGCACCCUUUUCUGUUUGUGUAACUAAAUAGCUCAACUGGACGAUCUCAAUUUGAAGAGAGUUUAUAAUUGUAAAGCAGUUCCAAUAUGGUCACUUAAUGCCAAAAAACAAUCUUCAAGUUAGAAUAACGACAGACUUAACUAGUUUGGUUAGAUUAACUAUUGAUCCAUUUACUAUUGAUCAUAUUAAGUGUUUAUCAGUUUAGACAUAAGUACCCAUUUAUUUUUCUAAUGGUAUGGAAUUUUAUAUAUAUAUAUAUAUAUUCCAUGCCUUUCAUUUUUGUCUUGUCAUGUUCUUUAUUUAUUUUCUUCUAGCACAUGCCUGUGAUAUCUCCCGGUACCAUUGUAAGAUGCAGAACUUGUAGAACAUACAUAAAUCCUUUCGUAUCGUUUAUUGACCAGCGGAGGUGGAAAUGCAACCUUUGUUACAAAGUGAAUGAUGGUAGGUCUGGAAGCAUCUAUCAGCUUAAGACCUUUCUACUUCAAUCAAUAAUGCAUUAUUUUUCAUGUGAUUGUUUAGCUACAUAGGCUAUACUGAAGACUGCAGAAAUAAAAAAGUAUUUUCUUUGUGACUGUUAAGUCCGUAAUCAUUCAUGGGUUCGUUAAUUCAGCAAUUCUUCAUGAUGUGGUCAUGCCACAGUUACGUGAUUUGCCAUACUUUAUAUCAAUGGAAUAAGUUAUGUUGACAGUUUUAUUGUUAAGAAUAUUUGUUUAAUAUAUGUUUAAACAGUAUUUUCUUGCAACUGUACCCUCCUUUUAUAGAGGCAGUUAUUGUAAUUUUAGAAUUUAUGUAAAUCUUCGUAUCACUGUUUAUUUGUUUGUUUCAUAACAUUUUCAGAUAAUUCCAUGCAUGUUUAUUUACAGUACCGGAAGAAUUCAUGUAUAAUCCAGUAACUCGAUCCUAUGGAGAGCCUCACAAAAGACCCGAAGUUCUGAAUCCCUCAAUAGAAUUUAUUGCUUCUUCUGACUAUAUGGUAAAAUAGCAAAAAAUGCUGAACUUGUGAAAUGAGACUGGACAGAAUAUUUUCAAAUUUUUAUUUUAUUAAGUGUUCUUGCAUAGCAAGACCACUUAAUGUUAUCUCACAUAUAUAUUAUUAUUAUUAUUAAGUGUUCUUGCAUAGCAAGACCACUUAAUGUUAUCUCACAUAUUAUUUUAUUAAGUGUUCUUGCAUAGCAAGACCACUUAAUGUUAUCUCACAUAUUAUUAUUAUUAUUAAGUGUUCUUGCAUAGCAAGACCACUUAAUGUUAUCUUAUUAUUAUUAAGUGUUCUUGCAUAGCAAGACCACUUAAUGUUAUCUCACAUAUAUAUUAUUAUUAUUAUUAUUAUUCUUAUUAUUAUAGCAAAAUUUGCCACCCUAACUCCUCCCACAGUUUUUACACUACAUAGACAAAAAUUUACCAAACGUGCAGAUUGUUCCCGAUCGGAUUGCUAUUACUUUGUGGAACGUUUCGCCGAAUGGUUCACGGAAUAUCGUCGUUCUUGUGGCGAAAUUUGUCCCAUAGGAAUGAAUGGCAAAGCUAGAGUGGGAGCUGGCAAAAGCUGAAAAAUCAGGACAUGAUUUCUAAACUGCCACCACUCCCUUAUUUUCAGGCCCACCUACACAAAUCUUAUAUCAAAACGUUCAGCUAUCCCUGCUGCCACUAAACAUGUCAACGGCUAAGCCAUAGUCCUGAUAGUUUUCACAAUAUAAUCAUUUGUUUGCAACUAGCGCCGUCCAUUGACAUUCAUUGAAACUUCACUCUGCAAAGCUCAAAUUUGAAGUGCAAUUUCUAAACUGCGACUGUGCCUUCAAUUUUUAAUACUUCAGAGACAUACUAUGCAUCAAAAUGUAGGUCUGGGUCUUGUGAUUCUCACAAUAUAAAGCUCUUCGCUGUAGGAUUUAUAGUUUUUAAAAUAUGACCGUUUGAAGAUGGCAACCACCAAAAUACUCUGACCUGUCAAGGCUGCAGCAGCAAGUGAUGUCAUAGACAGGGCCUUUUGAACACCUGCUAAUGUUUUUAUAAAUGUAUGGUUUAAUGUAACUGUGCAACAACGUUGCAAUUAAAUGUGCUAUAUAAAUGAUAACAGUUACGUCGCCCACUCCAGUUGUAGACUACAGGUGGAGGCAAGAACACUUCACACAAUUUCCCCAGAAAUUGUAACUUUUCUAGUUAUUAUUAUUAUUCUUAUUAUAGCAAAAUUUGCCACCCUAACUCCUCCCACAGUUUUUACACUACAUAGACAAAAAUUUACCAAAACGUGCAGAUUGUUCCCGAUCGGAUUGCUAUUACUUUGUGGAACGUUUCGCCGAAUGGUUCACGGAAUAUCGUCGUCGUUCUAGAGUGGGAGCUGGCAAAAGCUGAAAAAUCAGGACAUGAUUUCUAAACUGCCACCACUCCCUUAUUUUCAGGCCCACCUACACAAAUCUUAUAUCAAAACGCUCAGCUAUCCCUGCUGCCACUAAACAUGUCAGCUAAGCCAUAGUCCUGAUAGUUUUCACAAUAUAAUCAUUUGUUUGCAACUAACGCCGUCCAUUGACUUUCAUUGAAACUUCACUCUGCAAAGCUCAAAUUUGAAGUGCAAUUUCUAAACUGCGACUGUGCCUUCAAUUUUAAUACUUCAGAGACAUACUAUGUAUCAAAAUAGUUUUUAAAAUAUGACCGUUUGAAGAUGGCAACCGCCAAAAUACUCUGACCUGUGUCAAGCUGCAGCAGCAAGUGAUGUCAUAGACAGGGCCUUUUGAACACCUGCUAAUGUUUUUAUAACUGUAUGGUUUAAUGUAACUGUGCAACAACGUUGCAAUUAAAUGUGCUAUGUAAAUGAUAACAGUUACUCCGCCCACUCCAGUUGUAGACUACAGGUGGAGGCAAGAACACUUCACACAAUUUCCCCUGAAAUUGUAACUUUUCUAGUUAUUAUUAAAAUGUCAUAUAGAUAUGCUUAUCUCAACAUCUGUACUUUAUAGUUAUAUAAUCUUUUUUUCUUUCUUUUUACUUUUAAAUCCUCUUUUGUCUAUGAUUUAAUAUAUUAAACAAAAUAAAUUUUCCUUGAGCAUUAGCACACAAAAUAAAUCUGCAAUAUAGAGACUUGCCCAGCAAUAAACAUAUUUUUAUUUUUGUAACUUUGUUUUUUUUUUUCUCUUCUCAAAGCUGCGGCCUCCUCCUCCAGCAGUAUAUCUCUUUGUUCUGGAUGUGUCCUACAAUGCUGUAGAAUCUGGGUAUUUAAAAAUCUUUUCACAAGCACUCCUGGAUAAUUUAGACAGGUAUGCAUGAUCCUAGGCAGUCUGACAUGUCACAAAAAAAAUAAAAAAUAAAAUAAAAAUGUGUGUGUGUAUAUAUAUGUGUGUGUGUGUAAUCAGAAAAAAAUGCUUGCAUUGUAAUUGUGUCUCACAAUAGUUCUAUUACUUUCAAUAUUGCACUCUUCAGCAUUGUGUGUAUUUGUAUGUAAUUUUAAAGAGUUUAAUUUUAGAGUUAGGGCAGUUUCUAGAGCAUUUUUGGGUCAUAGAUGUCCUGCCCUGUGCGAGAUUGAUAGUUAUGAACAGCCAAUGUUUGGUUGGUCGGUCCUUAAUUGAGCCAGAGACGCACACUGAGUAAGUUCCUUUCCAGCACAUCAUUAUUAAGGCAGUUUCUGAAUUGAAGACAGUAACUGCUGCCUGGUGGUGUCAGUCUCUCCCAUCUUGAGCAAGCAGUGUGAUGUAUGUCUUUAUGGUUAGCCGUGUUGCAGUGCACAGUGUGGAGCCAAACUGUCCAGUGGGUUUCUAAAUUGCAUGGUAUGAUGUCACCCACCAAAUUUAUUGAAAAAUCUGAUAUUUUAUAUGUAUUAACUAAAGUCUGUUCUACAACUAUUUAAGCUGUGAUUAGUGUAUUGGUCUUUAAGUGAGCUAGGUCAAGAGCCUAAUCUAGGUCCCAACUAAUGUUGAUGAUUAUCUUGCUACUAGUUGCUCAUUCCGAGAACUUCCAUAUUUACUGGAGCGUUCAUUAGUGUGUAUUCAAUGUGUGUUAUAUUGUGUGUUACAGGUUGCGUGGAGAUUCCAGAACAAGAAUUGGAUUUAUUACAUUUGAUAGCAAAGUCCACUUUUACAAUUUGCAGGAAGAUCGGUCUCAGCCCCAAAUGCUGAUUGUUUCAGACUUAGAUGGUGGGUUCUGAGAACAUCAUGACUAAGUUUUUCUGUUAUGAAUAUGUAUAUAUUUAUUGCAAGUCAGUGAACAUAAAUUGAAAGUCGUGCAUUUACAUUCCUGCUCAUUGUUUUGUUUUUUUAAAUUCUUCUAUUCAUCUUAUAAUGCAUUAUGUGAUUUAGUUUGUUGCAUAACUCUAUAAACUCACAAUAAAAAGUGUGUAAACUCUAGCAAAUCAGUUUGGAAAUUGAUUGCAUUUUCCAUGUUUUUAAUGUUGGAAUACAAAUUACUUGAAACACUCUCAGUAGGUCAUGAUGUUGGCUAAAAAUUCACAAAGUAGGCCAUCCCAAGGCUGUAAUUUUCACACCACUUUUAACACGCAAUUGUCUAUUUGACCACUAGAACUGUUGAGUGGGAUCAGCUUUAAUGCUGAUCCAUAUGGAAAUUCCCACCAAUUAAAAGGUGUUUUGUUUUUAUUUGGGUGGGGGAUUAUUUUUUUAAAGAUUUUUUUUUUUUUAAAGAUUUUAUUUAAAUUAUAUUUGUAUGAGUAGAAAUUUAUAGAAAAUGUGUGUAUCUUCUUUAUUCUUUUUAUCUAUCUUUAUUGCACAGUGUGGUUAAUUUAGAAUCUUUUCUCCUGCUCUGUAAAUAGCAUCCUGUGUGUGAUUACAUUUUUAUUAAUAGAUAAGGAGCAAAAACAUAUUAUGCUUUUAGAGCUGAUUUGAAAAUUAAACCAUUUUUUCCACGAAGGCCGAGUGAGUCUUAGCCAGGGGAGGUGUGGCUAGGGCUGCAUAAUAAAGUGGUUUAACUCCUAAAUGACAGAGAAUUGAUCAGAGAGAUUGCAAGGGCACGAUCUAUAAACCAAAACCGCUUGCUGAAGACCAAGUUGUUUAGAGUAUCCCUUUAAGAUGGGGAUUUUGUGGAAGAUGACCUGCCUUGGAUUGAGUACUGUCUGCCGAUAUAAUAAGACAGUCUAUUUUGUUUCUUAUUCGUAAAUCUUCUUAUCUUAGCAGCUCCUUGGCACAUAAGUUACAAAGCUAAGUACAUUCUAUUAAAUACGUGAAACUUUCUGUUAGGUUUUUUUUCAGCCCUCUUUGGGCUUUUUAUAGUUUUCAAAUUGAAAAUAUACUUGCCUGUCCACAAUAGUACGAGAGAUUGCUCAUGAGGGAAAGAUCCCAUAACACACAUUGUUUCUCAAAGAGUUGUUGUUUCUAUUUAUUUAUUUAUUUUAUUUUCACUUUCAGACAUUUUUUUACCUACACCUGAUGGAUUACUUGUAAAUCUGCAUGAAAGCAUAGAGGUAUGUAUAUUUGAAGUGUGAUAGUUAUGUGGUGUGAAGAAAAUCCUAGUAAUAUAAAGGGUUUUCGCUAAAUGUACAUGGGAUGGAUGUGAUUUUGCUUUUUUUUGGGAUUAAAUAACUUUAAAAAAAAAAAAAACAACUCCUAUGAGCGCUGUCUUGUAUAAAAGAAAAUUAUAUGUAAUGUCUGCCAGUUAUUUUAAUGUGCAAAUCAUGUUUCAGAUUCUGCAUUACACGAUGUGUCUAUACAGCAGCAGUGAGGGGCUGUUUGUCCCUGCUCUCCGAUUCUGAUAGGACUCACAUAUCCACCUAAUAUGCACCUUUAAUUGAGGCAUGCUUUACUCACUGAUAUUUUAAGUACAGUUGUGAAUACCAUCACCUUUAGGCAGCUGUGUCCUAUAUACUGCUGCAAUAUAUACAUACUGUUAACUGUUGAUGUGGAUCAUACUCCCAUCAACAAUAUAACUUAACACAUAUCCUCCCCUUCCAAAAGCUUAUUGGUUAGAUUCAUUUUCAAGCAGGCAGAGGCUCUGUUUAGUGACAGGUUCCUCCUUCACCUGUUCUGUUUCCAGAGUGUGUGUGUGUCUUUGAAUAUUACAUUCUAUAACAUCUAGACUGUCAGGGUUUGCUGUGCAUGCAUCUUGUGUUUACCACAGAUAGAUUGGGCUGUAGGGAGGAGUAUGUCACUGCACUGGAUACUUUAACAGAACACAUCUGUCUGUCUGUCUAUUUAAUAUAUAGAAAAUAUAUAUUUUUAUUUUUUUUAGUGUUUCCUGUCCAAUUUGGGCUGGAAAUCCAGGAUAUCUGGUUCUAGUACAUAAGCAUAAUGAAGUUUUGCUUUUAAUAUAAUCUGACCACUUUAAAAACAUUUGAUGUUGUAUGUCACUGUUCCUAGUCCUCUUUUGGAUUCAGCCCCCAUUAUGCUUAUAAUUGUCAUGAAACUUGUAAUGCAGCACCAACACACUCACUUUGCAAUAUCUGCUCCACCUUCAGUAAAAUCUUUCAAAUUGAUGAUAUCUAAGACAAAGUUUCUUGACAAUUGCCACUAUUCAUCAAUUCAGUGUUUCUUGUAGAAAAGCAUUAGCUGCACCCGUGCAGUGUGUGGUAACACAAAAAUUGAAGACGUUCGUAAAUUAAAGUUCUUAAGAAGAAAGUGCCACUAGAGGCGUCUUCAUGGACAAACAUAAAUAUCAAUCAUCUAUGCAUCAAAACCACUUACUUAAGAUACAGUGCAUUUAGAGUAUCACUUUAACAGUAUUCUAUGCAUUCCUGAUACCUUGACUAUAUACCAAGUCUGGGAAAUGCAGCCGAAUGUCUGCAAAUUUUUUUUACAAUGACAGGAACAUUGCACCUAUUGAGAUGGAGUGGUUUUAGUGCCUGUAGUGUCCCUUUAAUUCUUAUUGCAGUAAUAUGACUGUGCAUUUGUUGCACGUUAAAAAUAGACAACUCUGUUAGGUGAAACAUAUAAUUGAAAUUAUUUAGGGAAUUGUUAUUACCAAAGAUGUUUUCUGAGAUGACCUUGGGGAGUUUGCUACGUAAAAUAACAUUGUAAUAUUUUUUUCUUCACAGCUAAUUAAAGAUCUAUUAACUGCUUUGCCCAAUAUGUUUAACAACACCCGAGAAACACACAGUGCCCUGGGCCCUGCUCUGCAAGGAGCUUUUAAACUUAUGUCUCCAAUGGGUGGACGGAUUUCAGUGUUUCAGACUCAGCUGCCAUCUCUGGGUGCAGGGCUUCUACAUUCUAGAGAGGAUCCUAAUCAGAGAUCAAGCAUCAAGGUAUGUUGUCAACUCAAACAUGCCCAUUUUAAUCCCAAUAUUGUUUCCUUGCUGUUAUUUUUUAAAGCAAUUUUGUUGAUGGCUAGAAAUGUCCUGUCAUGGUACUUAUAGCUUAGUGCUUCCUCCCCUGAGCAAUUCUCCUGUUCUCCAUCACAGUAUUACUCUCCCAGCAAUCGUUUCUCCCUCUUGCAGUUAGAGAAUAGGACUUUAUUAUGCUGAUGUGCUGAUAGUGAUGUGAUCCGUGUUAUGAGGAAGGAUUGUCCUGCUUAAAUAAGUGUUCCCAAACAGAGCUAAUUACAUAUAUAUCUCAAAAUACACUUAGAAUGAAAUUUUCUAUAUUACCCCCCAAAAAAAAUACAUAUAUAUUUAUAUAUAUAUUAAACAGCACAGAUCUGCACACACCAGUCAAGCCAUAAGUCUUGCUUUCCCUACAGAAAUCUCACAUUUGCAGUGCUGGUACUACUGCAAGUUAUUCUGGGUGGGUUAUGUAAAUGAGUUCAACGAAGAACCACCUUUUUGCCUCAUUAUUCCACUUUAUACAUGGAUGCCUUGGAGUUUGUCUGUUGUACACAAAAGUUUUGAAACACAACUCAAGAAGAGGUGCAAAGCCAGUGAACAGCUGUUUCGUUGUUAAUGCAACUCAUCAGCAUGAAGUUGGUUACUGGCUUGCUAUUGAGCACAAAGUAAUAGAGUAAUGGUGGAAAAAAAGUGAUUGAAAACUCCUUUCACCUGAAGUCAGUGGAUAGUAAAUAUUUUGUUAAACACAGAUCUGCACACACAUCUGUCCAUGAAUGGCCAUGUAUGCAAAUGUGAGAUUUAUGUGGGAAAGAAAAGUCUUGUUUUUUUAUUUUUUUUUUAUAAAUCUCUUUUUAUUGAAGUUUUCAUCAACAAAAGUACAAAGAGGAAGGGCAGUUGUACAUAUGGGGCUCGCAGGUCCCCAGAAGUGAGUAGAGCAAGAGGGGAAAAAAAAAAAAAGAGAAAAAAUGAACGGAAGAAAACCACAUGUAAAACACAUGCAGUAGAGGUGAACGUGAUGUGUUUAAGAGCCUUUAUGUUCCUAGGCCAGUUGUAGCUCUCAGGUUUCCCAACAGUGAAUAAGUCAGCUAUCGUCCUGUCGCCCACGGUCUCUUCUGUGAUCUGACAGGGGAUGUAGCGUUCUGCCUCCUGACCAACCGUGAUUGUACAGCUAUAACUUGUAUUACGGUUUUUCCCCAUACCUGGGCAGAUGAGCUUUACCAAGCUCUAUAGCAUACGGCUCUUGUCCCUGUUCUCUAGUUGGAAGGCGUGGGUCUUUGGCAAUCUAAGGGGUAUGUAUCAGUGUAUGUUGGGGAACAUUUGUGUUCAGGAAGGCUGUCCCGUUACAGGUAACUUUUGGUAGUAUGCUUCUACUUUUCUGAAGUUUGCUGACGUAUGUGAUUACUUGUUGGUUGUGUGACUGUUGUGUGUUUUGUGUCUCAGCAUUCGAUGGUGUGUCAGUGUGUGCGCACCCCUGUCACGUCCCACAUGUUCCGCCUCGGGAAUCCUCCUGCCUGUCUGGGUAUGGUUGAGGUUUAAGGAGAACAAUGGAGGGGGGUAGUUAAGGUGGGUGGUCCACACUACGAAGGGCUGCGCCCGUCCCCAUCCCCGCCACGGGCCCAGAAGCCCUCCCCCCGCCCGAGGGCGUCGAGCAAUGUACAUGAACCAUGGGCUCCACAUUUCUGUAUGUUUGAGUUCCCUACCCGUUAGGGAGGCAUGGAGCACCUCCGCGCUCUGUAUGUCUUCCAUCUGCUGUACCCACUCCGACUUUGUCGGUGUGGUAGUUUGUUUCCAAUACGAUGGAAUGGCUGCCUUAGCAGCAUUCAGCAGGUGCCGGAGAAUUGACUUCUUAUAGUUCGAAAUCGUCUGCUGAGAGAUGUGCAGGAGAGCCAGUUCGGCUGACCAGUCCGGCACAUCCCCCAGCACGAGCGUCGUCUCCAUUUUCACCAUGUCCCAGUACGGGAGUAUGUCCUGGCACUCCCACCACACGUGGAUCAGCGUGCCUCUCUCCUCACGACAUCUGCAGCAUGUCGGCGGCACCGCCGGGAACAUUUGAUGGAGCACCACUGGCGUUCGGUACCAAAAUGAGAUCAGUUUGUAUCCAACCUCCUGGUAGUAGGAGCUGAUGGAGCUCUUAUGUUGCCAUAUCAGGGCCUUAUUCCAUUGUGGUGUGGUGAAUGUCUUAUUCAGGGACUCCUCCCAACGCCUCUUGAAGGUGGCCACGGUUGGCCGAUCGUUCGUUAUUUGUUGUUGGUAGAUUGUGGAGAUGGCAUGCUCUAUGGAGGUGCCUCGUUCGCACAGGUCUUCGAACCUUGUCGAUUCCCUGUGGAGACGUUCUCUGUGUGGCAGCUUCGUGUAGUAGUGUUUCAGCUGCAGGUAUCGCAGGAUAAUCAUGGGGGGUCCGUGGUCUCCCCUCCAGAAUCGGGUCAAGGCCCCGAAGUCAGUCGGCGCCCAGGACCCGACAUAUGGGUAUAUAGUCCCCCUCCCCCAGGAAACUCCAUGCUCCGGCCGGCAUGCCUCCCCCAAUUCCUCUGUUAAGUGUCACCGGGACGAGUGGGCUAGGCAUGGUUGAUAUGUUUAGCUUUUCCCUUAACGAUUUCCAUCCCCGGAGUGUGUGUGUGACCGGCCCCUCCUUGGCUCCCCGCUCCCGAGGCCCCAGGUCCCCUCCCCAGAUCAUGCUUUCUAUCCUACCUUCUGUAGCCUCCCUAUCCAGCUGUACCCAAGGCUUUCGCGAGGGGUUUUGAUGCCAGUCUAGAAUGCGCUGGAGGACCGUGGCCUGGUAAUAUUUUCUAAAGUCCGUCAGAGCUAGUCCCCCACUAGACCUGGGCAGACAGAGAAUGUCAUGCCGCAAUCUGGAGCGCUCGCCUCGCCACGUAAAGCGGAGCACCGCCGUUUUCAGGGAGGAGGAGGACGCCGGUAGUGUGAUGGGUAAUGUCUGUAGGAGAUAUAGCACCCUGGGAAGCACGUUCAUUUUGAGCACUACUAUGCGCCCAUGCCAUGUUAUGUGCUGGAGGACCCACCUGGCCAAGUCCAUUUUUAUUGUAUGCAGGAGGGGUUGGAAGUUGUUCUCAUAAAGUCUCCCGGGGUCCGUGGUUACCCAGAUGCCCAGGUACUUCAUUUUGCCGUGGCACCAUCUGAAUGUGAAUUCAGAUUCCAGCGCCCUGAAUUCCGCUGUGGAUAGUGUAAGGUUCAGUGCCUCACAUUUUGUGAGGUUAAGUUUAAAUCCUGAUAUUGCACCAUAGCGUUCAAAUUCCGCCAACAAGUUCGGCAGAGUGGUUCGCGGGUGUUUGACAAAGAAAAGUAAAUCGUCCGCGUACGCUGCCAUUUUCUGAGUCGAUCCCCCUCCGUCGUACCCCUGUAUGUUCAGGUUAAAGCGGAUCGCAUGUAGAAGUGGCUCCAAGGACAGGGCAAAUAACAGUGGGGAGAGGGGGCAUCCCUGCCGAGUACCGUUAUGUAUCGCAAAAUCGGUUGUCUGGGCUCUGUUGACCCUCACGGAAGCUCGUGGUGUGCUAUAUAAAGCCGCUAUCCCCGUCCGAAGGGUCUGCCCCAGGCCCAUCGCCUCUAGUGUGACCUGCAUAUACUGCCAAUUGACCCGGUCGAACGCCUUCUCUGCGUCUGUCGACAGCAGCAGAAGGCAUCCCCCCCCCUUCUCGCUAGAUGUUGGAUGGAGAAGAGUCUUAGGGUACUAUCCCGCGCUUCGCGCCCGGGGAUAAAGCCCGUUUGGUCCGCAUGAAUCAGAUGCGGAAGAUUGGGUUGGAUCCUUGUAGCAAGCACCUUCGCCAGCAGUUUGGUGUCAAUGUUUGUAAGAGAAAUCGGACGAUAGCUACCACAGCAUUGUGGGUCCUUCCCAGGUUUUAGUAAAACGGUUAUUGUUGCGGACAGGGAUUACCGUCCGAAUUUCCCCCCCCCCUCCGCCACUGCGUUAAGGGCGUUCGUGAGCCGCGGCAGGAGUCUCUCGGCGAACUUUUUAUUGUAGCCGGUAGAGAAGCCGUCCGGACCUGGGGCCUUGCCGGUUUUAGAUCUCUUCAGGGCGAUGACCAGCUCCUCCAUGCAAAUAGGUGCAUCCAGGGCCACCGCCGAGUCAGGGUCAAUCCUUUCCGUGACAGUGGCGUAUAGGUAUUCAGUCCGCAGGGCCUGGUUGUGCUGCGAUUGGUCCUGCCCCCCGUGCGGCUGGAGGUUGUACAGGGAUUGGUAAAAAUGCCUAAACUCAUCCGCUAUGUCCUGAGGGAAGGGGGAGACCGCGCCCGAUGUAAGGCGUAAGCUGCGGAUUUGUGUAUGUGGGCUGGUGCCCUUCAGCAGUCGGGAUAGAUACUUACCCCCCUUGUUAGCGUGAGCGUAGAAGAAGCCUCUCGUGCUCUGUAGGGCGCGGAGGUGCCUCUUCACGAUAAGGUCUCUCAAUGCUUGUCUAGCCUCCGUGAGCUCACCAUAGGUUGCGUUAAGGUGGUACCGUUUAUGUUGUGACUCUAAAGUUGAGAUGGUCUCGUAGAGUUUUGCCAUUUCUCGAAUGGCCGCCUUCUUUUUUUGAGAUGCUAUCUGUAUGAGCGUACCACGGAUUACGCUCUUGUGAGCUUCCCAGUGUGUUAUGGGGGACGUUCCCUCCUUCUCAUUUUCGCUGAAGUAAAGGUCCAGGGCCGUUCAAUUUGAUCCCUAACAGUCGGGUCCAGAAGUAAAGCUUCAUUCAUUCGCCAUGUCCAUGUGGAAGGGCGAAACAGAGGUGACUCUAUGGCUAUCCGAACCGGGCUGUUGCCGGUUCGAUGGUCGCUUUGAGCAAUCGGGAGAGUCCCUCUUGUUUAACGAAGAGAUAGUCAAUACGUGCAUAUCUAUCGUGAAGCGCAGAGUAGUGUGUGAAGUCUUUACCCGUUGGAUUCAGGGCCCUCAAGCCUUCGACCAGACCCAGGCUAUUCAAGGAAUUCCGAAUGGAUCGAAUAUUGCGUUGGGGGAUACAGCUAUGACCUGAGGAUGAGUCCAACGUAGGGUCCAGGGGGGUGUUAAAGUCCCCUCCCACCAACAGAGUACCCUCCGCGAAAUCUCGCAGUUUGGUCAAUGCUCCCUUCAAGAGUGUGGCUUGGUGUCUAUUGGGGACAUAGAUUGUGGCAAAUGUAAAUAUUUUAUCUGCUAUAAUACCUUUCAGGAAAAGGUAACGCCCUUGCGCGUCCUGGUGCUUGUCUAGUUCUGUAAAGGCAAGAUCUGCUGCGAGCAAUAUGGCCACACCAGAUUUGCGAGCUGAAGGGUGGUUGCAGAAAUGGUUGUUCGGGUAUGAUUUGUUGUGCAGGGAAGGGGCCACCCCCUCCCUAAAAUGUGUUUCCUGGAGCAUCGCCACCAAGAUGUGCUUUUUCUUCAGUUCUUUUAAGAGAUGAGUUCUGCGCUCCGGAGCAUUCAGACCCCUGCAAUUGAGGGUGAGGAUCGAUAUUGGUGCCCUACGGUACGCCAUCUGUUAUAGGUGGAGACAGGUAACUGUGCCCCUAUGCCGUAAGUUCAGGCACGGGGAGCUGCGACCCCGGGCCUCCGGCGCGGACGAAGGAGAGAGAAAGAGCGAGAGAGGGGAGAAGGAAGGAAGUAGGAAAAAAGGAGGGGAGACGGGGUCGAGAGAGAAUAGGUAAGUACGCAGUGGGGGUGUUGUUGGUAGCGAUGAGUGGAGGUGUGCGUUUGUAGGGUGUGUAGGUCCUUGUUUAGAAUGUGAGAAGUGAUGUACGGAGGUGUAUAUUGGUGAGGUGUAGAGAUCCUUCUUGGGAUUACGUGGAUCCCUUAACUAAUCCCUCCUAUCUGGAGGAUACUCGAGCAGUAACUAGGUGCGGUGGUGUGUCGCCCCGGAAACCUGUCCGGGAUGCGCCUGUGCCCGCCGUCCAGUCGCAAGGGUUUAGCCCGAGUGUGGGUUAGGAAACGCGGCCCCAGCCCCGUCCAACGGCCAGGCAGCGAAAGAAAAGGUGUAGGGAGAAAGGAGGGGUUGGAACGUCCCGCCCCACCCAUCCCUUUGAACUGCGUAACCAGAGACACAACUUUUGUCAAUCUAACCAACCGGUGUGCAAUGAUGCGGCCGGUACAAACUAAUUAACAACAUGGAACUCAACAUUCCCCUAUGCCCCCGCCCCCCACAUCCAAGGCACAACCCAGGAGCUCCAGCCGUCCAUGCCCCCCCCCGGUCAACCCCUCCCCACAUUAACAUCCUAAGCAUGUGGGAAUCUCCCGCUGAGGCAUGGGCCCCCCUCCACUCCCCCCUGCGCUGUAUUAUCUCGGUCAGCCUUCCGAAUCCCGGUCCCCCCCGUGUGAGCUCAACGUAAAGCGAGAGGGCGGGCCCCCGCAGCCCCACAGAGCCCCCCCAUGGUGAGGGAGGCCCAACAGAGGCCGCCACCCCCUUCCCCUCCCCCCCACAACCAGUGGCUAGGAGUCCCAUCAUGUGUAAGAAGAAAACAGCCCCUGUGCACCAUCCCCCAGAGCAAUAGGGGGAAAGCGUGACCCAGUCCGCACUGUGUGCUGUAGCGCUCCCGACCCACUGGCAGAUUGGGCCAAUUCCACCCCGUCCCCCACCCCAGAACCCGAUGUCUGUGUGCAAGUGUCCAAGUGGAAUCCGCCCUUCUUUAGGGCCUGGAAACUGGGUCCAACUUUGGGGAGACAGUCAGUGAGAGGACCCGUGUCCAGCUGCAGAACCCAAUUCCCCCCAUCCAAAAUCUACUAGUGAGCCCAUCCCAUGCGGUCAUGGGCCCCAGUGAACCGAGGCAGAUAAACCUCCCAACCGGCGCGCCAAUGUCCAAGCAGUCCCGGGAGGCCCAAGUGAGAGGUGGGUACCGGAGCCAUGUGGUGUCCCUGGAUGCGUGGGUGGUGUGGUAGCGCUCUCCCCCAUUUCUGAAGCUACUCACUUACUCCUCCGGGGCCGCCGGAUGACGAUGCCUCUGAGGAGGGCGUCCUGGCUGGGAUCGUGUGUCGCGUCUGGGUAUCCUUUGGGGUCUCGGGGGUCCCACUGGCCCCAGAAUCCAGUUGACGACUGUUACCGGUGGCAGCUCCAGUUCCUCCAUGAAACGGGGGACCUCCUCUGGCCAUCUCAGCGGGACCCAUCGGUUCUGGUAAGGGACAUGGCGUUCCCGUAAUGCCGCUGUGACUGGUCUGAGUGCUUGGCGCGCCUCCAAGGUGAUGGGGGAGAGGUCAUGGUAAAGGGAAACCUGCACCCCUCGAAAGGGCCAAGUAGGUCGCUCACGGGCCUUUCUCAUGAUGGAGUCCUUCACCGGGAACGAGUGCAGGCAACACACCAGGUCCCUGGGACCGUCCUCUAGCGAUCUAGGCCUUAACGCACUGUGGGCUCUCUCAAAUUCGAAGCGCUGGGGGGGAGUCACUGGCAGCAGUGAUUGGAACAGCUCUGUGAGGGUUUCCUCUGCAUUUUCGUCCCCCUCAGUUUCGGGAACGCAGCAGAUCCGAAUGUUGCAGCGGCGCCCCCUGUUGUCCAGAUCUUCCAUAUGCCUGCGCAUAGCCAGGAGAACUUCCCCCUGGCGAGCUACUGCCAAGUCUGUGGCUGUGAGCUUGUUGGUGUGAGCCUCAGCAGCCUGCCCAAGUGCCUGGAUGCGGCCUGCUUAUGCUGUGACCUCUGACCUUAUUCCCGCCAUCUCUUCUCUCAGAGUCUCCUGAAUGGUGGCUGUAAGGGUGUGGAGGUCAGCUUUAGUGACCAUAGAUGCGGUGAGGCUCCUCAAUUCCUCCUCUAUCCGGUCCAGCGCUGCGUUGUCGGAGGCCGCCAGGAAUGCCGGCCCCAUUUUGGGACUUCCCCCCCCCCUCACUGCUCCCGCUUGGCUGCGGCUGUAAGUCCAACGGGCCCUGCUGGGUACCCCUCAAGGUUUGGGGGGCCUCGGGGUGUCGAGUGCGGCCCAUGAAGGUGGUCUCGCUGAUACUGAGGCACGUUAUCGGGAUCAGGUGGAGUGGAGCUCGCCCCUUAAGCGGCCAUGUUGUCCAGCGCCCAAGCCACGACCCCCGGAAAGAAAAGUCUUAUGGCUUGACUGGUGUUUGCAGAUCUGUUUUUACCAAUGUAUUUACUAUUCACUGACAUCAGGUAAUAGGGGUUUUCAGUCACUUUUUCCCACCAUAACGCUAUUGCUUUGUGUUAUAUAUCUGAUUCUAAAUGUAGUUUAUAUAUUAUUUGUAUAUAUAAAUAUUUUAUUAGUUAAUUAUUUGGGAACCUGCUUGACAAUUCAGGCAGAAAUACCAGGGAAUUUCAUUUCCAAUUCCUACAUUGACCCUGUAACUUGAAAAACAAAAACAUAUAACCAUGUAGGGUACUGUUGUACUCAUAAGACUUUACAGAACACACUUAUGAGUGUUUAAGAGAAGUAAAAUGUCUAAUAAGGAUGAUAUAAUCAGUGAAAAAUGCAUAUAAAUUUGUGUGAAAAAUACAAAACAAAAACAAAUAUUAACACUUAACUUUGGCCAGGGUUUGUGACUAAGUGGCUACUAAAAAAAAAAGAUUGGACAUAACCCAUUUUGAAUGGGUUUUGUAAAUGAUAGUCAUAAUAGGGUUAUUUUUUUCAUUCCUGGGCUACCAUACAGUCUCAAAGUCAACAUAGGCCCAGCAAACCAAUCUAGAAAAGUUCAAUGUGUAAAAACUGAAAUCGGCAAGUGUUUUGACACGCUGCAUAAUGUUCUCUAAACCAUAAAACUGAAGGUUCAUUAUUUACACAAACAAAAACUGCUAAAUCAUUUUAAAAUGUUGACAACUCAUUUAGACAUCGUGUGUAUUAUUUUAAGCUCUAGUGAUAAGCUUACUUCUCUAAAUGCUCUAUGCUACUAGCAACAACCCAAAGAAAGUGUUAGCAGAUGUGAUGAUCAAAGGAUGUUUCUUUUUUUUUUUUAUUCUUUAUUUUUAUAGUGCAUAUGAUAUAACAGCGUGCAUGGGGUACCCCAACGGCAUUCCUCAUGCUUUUCAUAAAUUUAUAACAGUAAUGGGUAUGUUCUUGCGUGCACAAUUUUAUGUUAAAUAUACAGUUUAGUAAGCUUAUUCUCAAUGUAUUGUCUAUUAUAUAUAAUGCCACGACAAACAUUCAUAGACCAGAUAGAUGGGUAUAACAGGAGUAUGACUGCUUAGGUAUGAACCAUACGUUAAGGUACAUGCUAGCUAAGUCACUACUGUGGUUGCUUAUUUAGUUGCUGUUCGGUGAUAUGUCAUUUGUUAAACUUAAAAUAUUAGUUGUCUAGUGGCAUUCUGAGGAGAUAGGAGUAUUUUGUAGACUCCUGGGGUCGAGCUAACUGCUCUGAGGAUAUAUAGUUAAGCAGUUGCUGUGAUUUUGCGCUAGUGGGGAUGCCUUAGAGUCUGCCUCUGGAUUAACGUUUCACAAAAUGAUAAUUAAGAUAACGCUUAAUAACAAUGCAAACGAAAUGAUAAGUAAAAUAACGCCAUGGGGGCCAGUGGGCAUAAAGACUAUUAAAUACGUAUCAUGAGUAUUAACCACACAUGCUAUUGAAUAUUUGCACAUAACAUUACAGUCUCGUAGCUGGUCUGCUGUGGCGUGCUACUUGGAAUUUACCCCUCGCGGAUCAGUCUCAGGGACAGACUCAGCCUAUGCCAGCAGGGGACACGACACAGUCUCUGAGUGCAGGGGCCCACUGCCUGACAUCGCCUAUGCUCCGGUAGGUUGGGGUUCGUGACUUGUGUGUCGCACUGUUCAGCUUUUUAGGUCGUGGUUGUGGUCCUGCUUGAGUGCGCUUGGGUGAUGUCUUCGGCGCCAUUUUGAGGCUCGGCACUGAUCUUCUUAGGUGCUUAGGUGGAGAGCUUUUGGGUAAGUAGGCUUCUUUGUGUGGUAGAGAGGGCUGGAGCAAAAGGCGUGUUAAUUUCUGCCAGAAGUCGGAGAAAUGUCCCUCUAUUUUGGAGAGGAUGUCGCUGUGUGCUUUGUCGGCAAUAGGGAUCCCAUGUGGACAGUGCUGUAUCUCGCUUGCGGGAUCUGCUCCCCACUGCAUCUUGAGGGUAAAUCGUUUUUUGGGUGUCUGUAGCCUGUGUUGUAAUGUGCACUCUGGCCUGCUGUGCCUCCGACCCUUCCUUCCGCUUCGGGCCUGCCACGGUUUUGGAGCCGCGGUCUUGCGUUGCGUCUGGAGGGGUAGGCAUCUUGUCUUGAUGUCGCAGUGAGUGCUUGUUGUUUGUGGUGGCGGGCAUCGGGCUAUCUUGUGCCUGAAUGCCACCUUGCUUGCUGCAGCUUCGAAGUGAGGGCUUUCUUUCCCUCUGGCUUUGGUUCUCCUGGCAUCCGCCAUUUUGAUUGAUGCGCUUGGGCCACAUCGCAGGUUGGUAAUGUCGAUAGGCUCGGGUUUUGUCUCCGCGGUCUGAGCCCCAGGGUGUGGACCGGGAUCACCCCCACCGGUCCAGAGGGGGGGGAACAGGGUCCGGUCCGCUUGGGUUCGGGCCUCUGGUAGGGUUCCGGUUGGCAGGAUAGUGGAGCAGCGGCCGUCCACCCCACUCACUGCCGGAGUAGGCCCCAGUUGGGAUACCGAUGACCUCUCCUCCAGGGGACUGUAGCUCGAGGAGCCAGCCUCACCCUGGUUUCGGAUACUCCUGUGCAUUGAGGAUUGUUGCUGGAGGUCGCGUUUGAAGCGAAAAAAUCUUGGUUUUAAGGCUUUAGGUUUGGAAACUUGCAGGAGCUGAGUAUGCAUGCGACCAUCCAGCUCAGCGGUUCGGCCCCGCCCCCCCAAAGGAUGUUUCUGUUGAACUGUUGGCAAAGAAAUGACAAAAGAGGAAAGUGCAGCUAUAACAGCACACAGUUGGUGCUUUAACAGGAUACUCAAUUCAUAUUUACUACUUUGCAUGUACGGUGUCAUUUUCAAUCCUUUCCUCAUAGUGAAAAUAUUGUCCAGCUAUAAGCCCACCCUGUUACAAAGGGGAAUUUUCCUUAGAGGGGCUGAUGCCAUGGCCACAUCAUUAGCUCCAGUUAAGAGAAAUUGAUUUUAGCUGUAACUGUCCACUUGGGCUGUGCAUUAAUAUGCAUUUCUUAACCAGGUGCUAGGCAACAUACCCCAUGAACUGGAUUAUGAGAAAUCUAAUCAGCACUAACAAAUAGAUGGUUUAGAAUUGGCUAACAGGUGUCUGAUAUUUUCUGAUCUGAGAAGGGCUGAAUAUGGGUAACUGCAAUAUUAUUUCUUUCUUUUUUACAAUCUUUAUUUUGUUGUGGUUGGUACCACAAGAUUUUGUUGUAAAUCAGAAAAUACGAAUAUAAGGUACACACAGUAAACCUGUAAGGGCAUUUAAGUAAGGCACUUCUAAAAUGCAAACAAAAAAAAAUAAAACUAUAUGAGUGCAUUUCUAAUUCAAAGUCUUAAUUAAAGAGUGUUAUCGAGGGGGGCGGGGCCUGACUUCCAAGCAGACCAGAUGUGUGUGGAGCUAGCUCCAGUGUUUGGUACCUAUAAAACGAGUUAAUAGUCAGGUGGGCUAGGGAGAGGUGGUUGCUCUCUUGACUCUCUAGCUGUUUUUUGCAAAUUUAGCAUGCCUACUCCCUUCCCCCACCCCCACCCCCCCCUUUUGGACCUGUGGGGGUUACCACGGUUCCGGGAGCCCAUAUAUCACUCACCAUCCCGUCGGGCCAACGAGGCUCCCAAGAUGGCAGAGACCAGCGUUAGAAAUAUGACUGCCUCAAACAUCACUGCCUCACUGUCUGCACUCGACCUGAUCUUCCUAAAAUUUCUAGCCCGCAUAGCAAAGAGAAAGCAAAGAUCGCGGUCUCUCUUGCAUGGGUACGGUGAACAGACGAGGGCUCCUACGCCUAUACCACAGAGUGGCCCCGCAAUACCAAACAAAAUAUCCCUACAUACUCGACCAGUGUGCAAACAUCUAGCCCUUACCAGGAGAUGACAGCGGGAUCCGCUCUGGCAGCUACCCAUAGCACAAGAUUGCUUGGGGCUGUGCCUGGUAGUGUUGGGAGUUGGCACCAGACCCAGAGCCUGGGAAAGGCCUCCCACUGUGCCCUCCAAAAUGGCGGUGGUGAUCAGGAGACCCCACGCAAGCUUUGGGCAAGGCUGUAGCUUAUGCUACACGGCAGUGAAACUCACUCGGAACACAAGGAUUCUCUCCUGGGAGCCCAGCAGUUAGCUCGCAAUCCGGAAUCGGUUGAGAAUGCUUGUCGCACACAGAGACCAGCAGCGGCUGCAAGCCAGAUUAUCUACAGGAUGGUGGACUCCUGGUGUUAUGGUUUACUCUUUAUUUUCUUUUUAAAUUCAUUAACAAUGCCAAUUAAUUGCUUAUGUAUAAUAUGCUUGUGCAAAUUUCCUUUACCCAGUCCUAGUUCGAAAACUGCAUAAAAAAAAAAAGUGCUGUUACUCUACGUGACACAGCUUGACAAGCCUUUUUGUUAACCUAUAUUCUUAAAAUAAGUCUCUAUCUGCCUUUAUUUUACUUUUUUUGCACUACAAAAUUUUUUAUAUAUAAUUUUUUAUUUUUUUUUAAAUGUUAUCGAUCUUAUGAUCUGUUACUGCAGAGAAAAUGCGCAAAAGGACUAGUAUGGGAACUUGCCAAUCCCUGGUAGCCCUUCUACACCCAACAGAGUAGCUCACUAUACAGAAAGUCAUACAGUGGACCCUGCAGCAGCAGUGCAUCUUCCACAGUCCGGGACUUGAGCAACGCUUUUACUCCUGGCACUACAACUCUCUGCUGUACCGGGAGAGGCGCAGGAGGCAACUGGAGGCCUUUCAAGCAUUCUUUUGGAUUUUCGAGGGCCUGACAGAACAUGAACUGCAUCCCCGUGGGGUACCGCCAGAUUCCAGAGACUGAAAUCCUGCAGUUGCCCACGCCAAACCUAGGAUUCUUUCCUGAGCGGGCCAUAAUAGCCAAUGUAACAGAAAAUGUCCAGGGUGACCGCUAUGUGUCUGGUUGCAUCCACAGCAGCAGUUGGCACCUUCCUGAUCCUGUAUGCUGACACGAUGGGCGACAAUUGAAGAUUAUGCUAGCGCUAGUGUACUUAUAAUCUUAAUUUUAGUAAUGACAGGAGGCGAGUAUUUUGCAUUAACUCUCUUUACUAACUCCACACAGCAGUAAAGAAAAGUGAAACAUUAACCAAUGAAAAAACAGUAUGAGGUAUAGUAUUCACAGUGAUGAGGCUCCUCCCCCUCUUUCGAAAGCGACAUCAAAGACAAAUAUAGAAAACGGAUAAAGUCUUGAAACAUAAAGUCUUGAAACAUGCACCAACGGGUGACUUUCCACAUACGAAGUCCUAGUGGCUGAAGGACGGUCCAAACGUGUCCAUCCUGAGCAUGAGAUGUAAUGUCCCAAGGUUAUGCUGAAAAAGAACGUGGAGAAGGUUAGGUACCGAUCUGGCAACUGUUUGCAGUAAUGUAAUACACCCAACACAAUUUCCACUGAACUGAUGCAAAACUAGAUGAGAAAACUAGUACAAAUAUGACAGUAAACCAUAACAAUGAUCUAGCUAAACAAGGUACAAGCCUGAGUCAUACAAGAUGAAUAGGAAGAUAGAAGAAGUAAGGAAUACACAGAGUAAGUAUACUUACUUGGAUCCUUAUCCCCCAAGGGUGUGGAGGGUGGGAAAAUACUCGCCUCCUGUCAUUACUAAAAUUAAGAUUAUAAGUACACUAGCGCUAGCAUAAUCUUCAAUUUUACCACAUGACAGGAGGCUUCAUAUUUUGCAUUUUUAACGCUGAACCAGGAGAGACGUGGCUGCCCCCGCAUUCGGUCGGAAGUAGAAGGUCCGAAAGGUCGAUUCUCGUGACCAAUCUGCAGCUCGUAGGAUGUCUGCCAGGGAUGCGCCUGCGGUGAAAGCCGAAGAAGCUGCCGCCCCGCGGACUGAGUGGGCUCCGAAGGUUUCCUCUACGCCUGCCAGGGACAGAAUCCAUCUUACCCAUCUGGCCAGGGUGGUGGUAGAGACGGGAACGUGUGGCCUAACGUAGGACACCAAGAGUUGGCCCGUAGGGGAGACGCGCAAGCGGGUUGUGACCUCUACGUAUCGAUGUAGGGUAGAUACCACGCAGAGAAGCGGUUCUGUAGGAAAAAAGGGGUAGAAGACCGAUGUGGAGUCGGAUUUCGUACGGCGUGAAACUUGGAAGGUAACUCCCUCCGGGGAGACCGAAAAGGCAUCGAUGUCGAAUGCUCGUACGUCUGAAACUCUGCGGAACGAGACCAAACAAAGUAGGAGCGUCAGUUUGGCUGAUAGUUGUCGGAGUGAAAGUCUGUCGUUGUCUGGCCAGUCCCUCAGGAACUGUAGGACGUUUUCGACGUCCCAUAGUCGGGAAUAUUUAGGUCUCGGAGGCCUCUGAAGUCUGAUGCCCCUGAGGAGGCGGCAUACCAACGGGUCUUUCCCGACGGGGAUCCCCUGGGCCGGAACGUGGGCCGCCGAAAUUGCGGAGCGCACUACGUUGAGGGAUCGGUAAGAUCGGCCCUUGGAGAAGAGAUGCGAGAGAAAAUUCAUGAUGGCUGUUAUAGGUGCCGUAAAGGGAUCAAAAUUCCGCUCACUGCACCAAGUAGCCCAGGAGCUCCAUGCCGAUAAGUAACAUCGUCUGGUUCCUGGUGCCCAUGAGUCCCAUAGGAGAUCUCGAGAUGUUUGCGAUAACUCUUCGGUUUGCCAGGCUCCCCUGAAAGCGUCCAAGCCACCAGCGUGAGACGGUCUUCCAGGAUGAGCGGGUGUUGAUUCCCUCUCGGGUCCGUAAGGAGCGUCGGAUAGGACGGUAUGAGGAGGGGAUCUCUGUAGGAUGAUGCUAGAAGGUCCGGAAACCAUGGUUGACCCUGCCAUAGGGGUGAGAUGAGGAGCAGGGAUCCGCGCUGGGUCUUCAGGUAUUGCAUCGUCCUGGCUACCAUGGCGAAUGGGGGAAAGGCGUACGCCCCCGAGGGUGGCCAAGGUUGGAGAAACGCAUCUACUGCUUUGCUCUCUGGGUCUGGGAGCCAGCUGAAGUACUCGUCUGUCUGCCUGUUGUUGCGUGACGCGAAGAGGUCUAGGUGGAGGGGACCCCUCCUGACCGAAAGGCGCUGGAAGAUCGCUGGGUCCAGUCUCCAGUCGCUGCUGUCCCGCCAGUGGCGUGAAAACCAGUCCGCUGUCAGGUUCGUUUCUCCCGGGAGGUAUUCUGCCAUGAGGGAGAUUUUCCGGGGUAGACAAAAGUCGAAAAUGUCCUUCGUGAUCUCUGAGAGGAGUCUGGAUCGGGCUCCUCCCAGACGAUUGAUGUAGCGGAACGCUGAGAUGUUGUCCAUCCGGAGGAGGAUGCAGCAGUCUGUCCGGUCUCUCGCUAAGCUGCGGAUCGCAAACGACCCCGCUAGGAGUUCUAGGCAGUUUAUGUGAAGGUUGGUUUCUUGGGAAGUCCAAGUGCCUCCUGUCGAUCUGCCCUCGCUUGUGGCGCCCCAGCCCCACAGGCUGGCGUCUGAUUCCAGAAUGGUGUAUUCCCGAAGAUGGCUCGGCCGCUCCAAGCUUCCAUGCUGUCCAACCACCAUCCGAGUUCUUCCUUGAUCUCUUCCGUUACCGGAAUGUUUUGGUCGUAGGAAGGGUUCUGACGGAGGAAGGAGGCCUUCAGGCGUUGCAUCGCCCUGUAGUGUAGUGGGCCCGGGAAGAUUGCCUGUAUAGAUGCGGACAGUAGUCCCACGAUUCGAGCCAGGCUGCGGAGUGGAAUGGUGUUGCAGCGGAUGACUCUGCGUAGUUCCUUUUUGAUGGCUGUGAUCUUUGAGAUCGGGAGCCGUAAGGUGCUGGUCUUGGAGUCUAUCUCGAAGCCCAGGAAGUGUAUCGUCUGGGCUGGGAGCAGCUCCGAUUUUUGGUAGUUCACCACGAAGCCUAGGGACGUCAGGAGUUGAAUGGUAUAUCGUGUGUGUUGUGUUAGACUGUACCUGUCUGAGGAAAAAAGUAGCAGGUCGUCCAGGUAGAUAAUGCAACGAAUUCCUUGAGUUCGUAGUUGUGAUACUACCGGCUUGAGGAGCUUGGUGAAGCACCAUGGUGCUGAGCUGAGGCCGAAGGGGAGGCAUGUGAACUGCCAGGGGCGACCUUGCCAUCGGAAUCUGAGGAAUUGUCGGCAAGACGUAUGGACGGGUACCGAUAGGUAGGCGUCCUUGAGGUCCAGUCUUGUGAACCAGUCCCUGUCUUGGAGCAGAUCUCUUAGAAGAUGGAUGCCUUCCAUCUUGAAAUGUCUGUACCUCACGAAAAAGUUGAGCCUCCUUAGGUUUAUAACCGGCCGGAAGUCUCCGGAUUUCUUCUUCACUAGAAAAAUGUUGCUGAAGAAGCCGUUUUUGUCGUGAGCGGGUUCUAUUGCUCCUUUCGCCCUGAGUUCCCAUAGUUCGCCAUCGAUUAGGUGGCGAUCCUCGUUGGAGCACUGAAUGGGGUGCGGAGGAGUGGUCUGGCAUGGGGUUUCCACGAAAUCUAUGAUGUAGCCCCGAACCGUCUGAAGGAUCCAUGCGUCCGUGGAGAUGGCUGUCCAGUUCUGAAAAGACAGAGCGAUACGACCUGCAGUACACGGGGUAAGAGGACAUUGAGACAUUAUGUUGCUUACCUGUGGGAAAGCGUGCUCUGCCACGGCCACGAGGUCCUCUGCCUCUGUCGGCUCCUCGGGUGUAGGAGAAAGGCUGCCUGACGCCCACUUCCGGGUAGAAGGGUUGGGGUCUGUGUGAGCGGGGGCCGGAGGGCCAAAACCGGCUGGCUGCUCGGCCCCUGUAGCGGCCAGCCCGUCCAAAAACACCCCUACUGGGGUAGCCCCUGAAGACUCGCUUCAUGGAAGUUUGAGCCUUAUUUAGUGAGGUGAAAAUGUUUACAUGCUUGUUAAGUUCUUUGAGGAAUGCUUCCCCAAACAAUUUGCCCUGUGCAAGCGGUCCCAACUCCUUGGUGCCCAAUUCCACCAGUUUUCCGUCAAUACGGAGUAGCGCUGCCUUACGCCUCUCAGAGGAGAGGGCUACAUUGGUGUUGCCCACAAAACAGAAGCACCUCUGUGCCCAUUCUCUUAUAUCAUGUGCCCACUCUUUUACCAUGCUGGUAUCAAAUUCGUCAGCCCUUGUGAAAGCAUCGUCCGCCAAAAACAUGAUGCGGGACAGUGGGCCAAUGGAGUCUAGGAGUUUGUCCUGAACUCCGUGGAAUCCUUUUUCCACUCCUCUCCUGGGGUCACGACCACCCCGCGACAUGAAUGUGUUCAUGACCUGGUCGAAUUCGGGAGUCUGAGCCACGUGGUCGGGGAGCGAAGGGCGAGGGCAUUCAGAACGUAGGCGGUUGCGCACCGUUUUGUCCAGGGGUUUGCGGAGCCAACGAUGCAUAAAUUUGGAGAGAUGGUCGGGAGGGGUCCAGUCCCCCGAACGCGGGUGUCGUAUAUUUCGGGGGUCGAAUAGACGUUGACCCGUGGGGUCCAGAAUGGCUUCCCCUUCUUCUUGGACCGGUGUGGCGUCCGGCAGUUGGAUGUCGUCCAAGAAGGUGCCUUGCAGGAAACCAGUAUGGGAUCCCGUGUCCGAACCCCAGUCAUUUUCUUGUGAAUCGGAAUCUGCGGCCUGCCACUCGUCCAACACGGCCAUGGAGUGUGUGUGUUCGUCCCCCUCGUCCGAGGAGUAGUGGGCUGGAGUGGGUGGGGUCGGCCUGUGGCGUUUGCAAGGUGUCUUGCCUUUGCCCGGGUUGUCAUUCCCUUUUUCGCCCUUCCAGUGGCGUUUGCUGGGCCGUGAGUCGGCCUGAGCAUGAGAUUCUGAAGCCUCAGAAUCGUAGUCAUGGGCUUGGGCUUUUGUGACUUUUUUAGUCUGAUCGGCUGUUGCCGUCAUAACCCUGGAUAACGCUUUCUCCAUAGAGGCGGAGAUGGCUUCCGCAAUCGUGGUUUGGAAGUCCGCAGGGUUUUGGGGUGUAUCCAUAAUGAUAGGAGUAGGGCCGCUGGAAUAGAUAAAUCUGGGCUAGGGGUCAGUCUGAAAAAAGGUACCUGCAGUACCCAGGUAACCCCAGCAGGGUAAAUUAUAUAUAUAUAUGUAGAUAUAUAAUAAAAGGGAAAAAAGGGCACCCCAGCAGGGUGAAUAUGAUAAAGCUGGUAACAAAAGCACCAGUUUCCCCAGCAGGGAAUAUUGGGUUUUAUUCUGGGCCUCACCCAGUUAUAUAUGCAUUCAUAUAUAUAGGUGGCACGAAAUCCACCUGGCAGCAGCAGUAAUCAAAUAUAAGGGCCUCACCCUGGCACACAAAACGCUGGUGGAGCCAGUAAUAUCAAUAAGUAUGGGGCCUCACCCCAAAGCACAGGAUUAAUAAUCUUCUAAAUGGAUGACUGACCUGGGGACCCCUGAUUGCGUCCGGUGGUGAGGUGAACGGGCGCCGGAAUGAGCGGUCGCGACGCUCCCAAGAUGGCGGCCGUGGAUCUCGCGAGACGCGAGAUCCAAGAUGGCCGCCGGAGCGAACGGGAAACAGUUUCCCGCCGCGCGACCAGAGUGAGUGCGGCUGUGAAGCCGCGAGGAAGGAGUAGGGUGGAGGAGGGUGAGCGUUACCCUCAGAGAAAGAGGUGGGCGUUUGCGGUCGGUCCGACGGCGGAGAAAGCUGGCGGACCGAGUGGGAAAAGGGAGGGGGGGGGGGAGAGACAGGAGAAGAUCCUGAAGGGGGGAGAGGAAAAAUCCCCAGAAGAGUAAAGUUCAAGGGGGGCAGAGAUAAAGGGAUAAAAAAGGAGGAAAGUGCUUCCAUAAAAAGUCUGCCCUAAUAAUACAACAGAAAGUACAAACCACUAGCACAGUACAUAUAAAAGGACAAUAAAAGAAAAAGCCCACCUGAAGCAGUACUACACAGUAACUACAUGUAAGGAUAUAUCAUAGAGAACAUAAAAUAAACAUAUAGUAAUAAAUACAGUAAGUAAAAGGGAAGAGCCAAAAACUCUGACCUGUCUGCUGAUGGAGCAGUAAAGAAAGAGGGGGAGGAGCCUCAUCACUGUGAAUACUAUACCUCAUACUGUUUUUUCAUUGGUUAAUGUUUCACUUUUCUUUACUGCUGUGUGGAGUUAGUAAAGAGAGUUAAUGCAAAAUAUGAAGCCUCCUGUCAUGUGGUAAAAUUCCCCUUCUUCUUUCACCUCCAUUGCCUGUGUCACUUUAUAGACAAAGUCUAGCAAAGCCUGUUGUUCAACUAUUUCUGGCGCUCCGCUAAUUCAUAAAAUUUUUUCCUGCUGAUUUCGCGUCUCCAGUGAUGCCUCUGUACAGGAAUGGAGGUGGUCCACUGGGUGAGGGAUUCCACUGCUCACGCUCUCCUUCUCUGGACUUGACGACCCCAAUCAUGCCGUAACCCACCGAUCUCUUUCUUCACUCCUGUGAGGCCUGCUUUUAAAAUCUCUCACAGGUCCAAGAGGAGUUUUUUAAUGUCCGCUUUAGGAGAUGGAGACAUGUCUGUGUCAGUCCUCAGGUACACAGUACCAGUAGCUUGUGAUGUUGGAAGUCUCUCGUCAUCCUGGAAAUAAUCAAUCUCUUGAGCCAUGCUGUCCCCUGGGCACCAUUAUGAGUCGGGCCUGUGGCAGUGGCCUCUCAAACGAUAUCACGGACAUUGGUGCUUUCUGAAUUGUCAAAUUUGUUGUGUUUUCACUCCAUCUCUCUUUCGGAUGAAGCCAAAGUUUCUGUAGCUGGUCUGUAUUCUUUUAAUUUUGUGGCAUAAAGGUCUUUUUUUAGUAAAUAGAAGCCUGAGCACCUUACUUGCACGUCUGCUCAGCUAGCCACACCCUCAUGUUUUUUUAUUUUAUUUUAUUUUAUUUAUUUAGAAAAUAAAUUAGGUUAAAUCCCAGUUUUGAGAAUACCUUUCAAUAUAUGCAGUAGUCUAUUUGUUUUUUUGUAAUCUGAAAUACUGUAGGUAGUUAUGUAGUUGCUAGCUCUGUGACUUGUACAGACAUGCAUUGAUCCUAUUUUGUAUUGAAGCAAAAUGUCUUAAAGAACAUUGUUUGUCGCACAUCAAGUUGACAUCAUCUACAAAGGUGGCCAAUAUCUGAAAUAGUGGCUUUGUAUUGUUUAAACACCAAAUUGGCACUGCUAUUCACAAUAUGAAAAAAUCUGCCAACAAAAGGGUGCACCACAAAUUAAAGGGACCCUACAAGUGAAAUUAUAUCAGUUUUUCAGGAACACACCUCUAAUAGCUGUCAGGCUUCCGCAGCUGUAAUAACUCUGUUAUAGCUCCAAAGGCUGUCAUUGAUAGCAUUUGAUUGGUUCAGCAUUUUGCUGCACCUGCGCACUUGCCUCCCAGUGAUUCCUUACAAGCUGUGGUUUGAUUGACUAUCAUUGAGACUGGGGAUCACAGAUGGAGUGCCAACAUGGAGACCAAUGUACCUCUGGAUGUAAGGCAAGUACAACUUUUAAACCUCUGCCAGGUGGGGUUGGAUACCUACAUAGUUAGGGGAACACUAUAGAGUUAAAAAUAUAUGUUUGCAUUCCCUACGCAAUAGUGUUACUUUGGGUAUAUUAUAUUGUAAAAAAUAUUAAUUGUUUACAAAUUAUCUAUAGUACUUGUCUGCAUUUUACAUUUGUUAUAUUCAGCUCCUGUUCACAAUAUCUGUUUUGCACAAUGUUUUUCUGAUUAGCCCGUUUAUUUUGUUUUUACAGGGAGUGCAGCAUUUGGGUCCUGCUACAGACUUUUACAAGAAACUGGCUCUAGAUUGCUCUGGACAGCAGACUGCAGUUGAUUUGUUUCUUUUAAGUUCUCAAUAUUCUGAUCUCGCCUCGCUAGGUAUGUAGAAAUUAGUCUGUUUCUCAUAUUUAGACCUAUAACAUGAACUAAAUAGAAUAAAUCAGACUAUAUAUUUCAAGAUAGAUAAGUAAUUUCCUAUCGUUUGAAUUAUUCAGUGUGCUUUAUUCGCUCAAGGACUUUUUCAAUUCAAAGCAUAUAUCUGAGGAGCUCUUUACAUCAGUGAUCACAGAUGUAGUCAAUUAAAAAAAUGAAUGUUAAAGAGAAAAUGCACAUUUUAGUUUUGUUUUUUUACUUUUCCUAUUAUCUUUCAUCAGUAUAAACCUUUGGUGAUGUAAUGUGUGUGUGUGUGUGUAUAUAUGUAUAUAUAUAUAUAUAUAUAUAUAUAUAUAUAUAUAAAAAAAUUAUACUUAAAGGAACACUACAGCAGGAAUUAACAAAUUUGCUUUGAAUCUAGGAGCCAGCUAAAAAAGGUAGGUGCCAGAUUUUUUUUUUUAAACUCACAAAGCUUUAUAUUCAACAACAAAAAUAUUAUUUUUAAAGGAGCACUAUAGGGUCAGGAACACAAACAUGUUUUCCUGACCCUAUAGUGUUAAAACCACCAUCUAGCCCCCCUUGGCCCCUCAUACCUCCCUAAAUAUAGCAAAAUCUUACUGUAUUCAAGCCAGAAGCUGUAGAUCUGCAUGAUGUUUGCCUCAAAAAUCCUGUAUCCUGAUCCAAUCACAGUGCUACCCCAUAUGAUUGGCUGAGACUGACAAAGAGGCAGAUCAGGGAUUCAAACACAGCCCUGGCCAAUCAGCAUCUCCUCAUAGAGAUUAAUUGAAUCAAUGACUCUCUAUGAGGAAAGUUCAGUGUCUGCAUGCAGAGGGAGGAGAUACUCAAUGUUUGGAUGCAUUUUAGGCAGCCAUGACCCAGGAAGGAUCUCUGAGUGGCCAGUGAAGUUAUCACUAGGCUGUAAUGUAAAUACUGCAUUUUCUCUGAAAAGACAGUGUUUACAGCAAAAAGCCUGAAGGUAAUAAUUCUACUCACCAAAACAAAUUCAAUAAGCUGUAGUUGUUCUGGUGACUAUAGUGUCCCUUUAAUGUAGAGAAAAGGCAGUGUUUACUCAGACGGUCACUAGAGGUGCUUCCUGUGUCAUUUAGCGUCUCCAUGCUCUGCAUUCAAUGCAUCUCUGUGAGGAGAUGCUGAUUGGUGCAGCAUUUUGCAGCCAAUCCUAUGGGAAAACAUUGUAUGGGCUGAGAUAAUCAAGCUUGAUGGGCCAGUCGAGGGGAGUCCAGCACGGCGUGAGUGAAAAAACACCGUUCCCUUGUGAACAGAAUCACACACGCACACCAUGGCAGACCUAAACUUACUUAUCAUGAAAGACAGACACACACCAUGACAGAGAGAAACACACACGCACACCAUGGUAGACAGAAACACACACACAAUGACAGACUUUGUUAAUAUACACGUAUGUUCCAUGACAGACACCCGUUUAUUGCUAUGUUUAUAGAAAAAAGGGUUAAUCCUAGCUGGACCAGGCACCCAGACCACCUCAUUAAGCUGAAGUGGUCUGGGUGCCUAUAGUGGUCCUUUAAUGAGACUGGAGCCGGAAUAUGACCUCAUAUUCCGGCUCCGGCCUCAUUAAGAGGUACGCGGGGAAGCAGAGCAGUGACAUCACAGCUCCCUUGCCGCCUUCCUACUAUUUGUGCAGCUAGCUGCCCGCCUCCACGACCACCCACCAUGCUGCUGUCCUCCAUAAUCUCCCAGUUUGCCGCUGGCCACCCUCCCACGUGCCUCUGAGGUAAGGAGCUUGCAUAUCCUAGGCGCCAAUGCAAAAUUACUAGGCGCCAUGGCAACCCGGCGCUUAGGAUUUGUUGAGCCCUGCGCUAUAGUGUCAGGAAUGCAAUAUGUAUUCCUGAUAUUAUAAUGCUGGGAACAUAUUUUUUGUCACCUUUUCUACAGCUGGCCACGUCUCCAUGGCUGAGAUUAUUAAAAGACCACUAUAGGCACCCAGACCACUUCAGCUUAAUGAAGUGGUCUGGGUGCCAGGUCCAGCUAGGAUUAACCCUUUUUUUGGUAAACAUAGCAGUUUCAGAGAUGUUUACCUAUGGGUUAAUCCAGCCUCUAGUGGCUGUCUCAUUGACAGCCGCUAGAGGGCUUCCGCGCUUCUCACUGUGAUUUUCACAGUGAGACGAUGCCAGCGUCCAUAGGAAAGCAUUGAUAAUUGAUAAUGCCUCCCUAUGGACUGUCUGAAUGCGCGCGCGGCUCUUGCCGCGCAUUCGCAUUCAGCCGGUGACUGAAGAAGAGGGAGGAGAGGAGGAGGAGAGCUCCCUGCCCGCCGCUGGAGAAAGAGGUAACCCCUAGAGCCCGGCGGGAGGGGGACCCUGAGGGUGGGGGCACCGUCAGGGCACUAUAGUGCCAGGAAAACGAGUAUGUUUUCCUGGCACUAUAGUGGUCAUUUAAGUUUUAUAUCAUCAGCCAAUCCAAUGCUUUCUCAUAGGAAAGCACAAGGAGGCUGUUGCACAUGCACAGCACGGCACCAAUCAGCCUCUGCCCAUAGAGCUGCAUUAAACCUAUGCAUCUCUAUGAGGAACGUUCAGUGCCGCCAUGCAGAACCUGGAGACACUGAAUGCCAGUGCUACACACUGCAUCACUAGGAAUCACCUCUAGUGGCCAUCUGGGUGACUGCCAUUAAAGGUGUUACUAGAUGACAAUGUAAAUACUGACUUUUCUCUGAAGAGGCUGUGUGUACAGUACUAAGGCUGCAGGGACAUGUAGACACCAUGCUAUCUGUAUCACUAUCUCUAUGCUUUAGUGCGAUCUUAUUUUUAUACAUUUAAUGUUAUAUCAGUAUUUUUUUGCUUAGCAUUAUUGUUGUUUUGUGUGUAAAUAAUUUUAUGUUGCAUUGUUUAUCAAGUAUAAAAUUAUUUUGUGUUUGUGUUCCUGAAUCUGAAUUCAUAUACCUUUAUUUUCACAGCGUGUAUGUCAAAGUACAGUGCAGGGUGUGUAUAUUAUUAUCCAUCAUUCCAUGCAACUCACAAUCCAGCUCAGGCAGAUAAAUUAAAGGAAGACCUCAAUCGUUAUCUCACCAGAAAAGUUGGCUUUGAAGCAGUAAUGCGAAUACGAUGCACUAAAGGUAUGGAAUAUUUACCUGUUUACCCUUUGCAUUUAUGUUGUAUGACUGGAAUAUCUCAUCCAAACCUAUCUUUAUUUUCUCAGCAAGUAUGAAAGCCGAGUUCGGUGUAAAUUUGUCUAAAGUUCUAGGAGUGAGAGGGGCUCGAAUACUGGCUAUUUGCAAAACUUCUCUAUAAUUUUGGUACACAACACUAUAUUUUUUUUAAUGUUGCCUCAAUUAGUGAAGCUGUGUGAAACAAGCCUUCAUGGGCAAUAUUAUCCAAAACUUGGUUUGAAUUGAACUUCUAUGAAAUAGGUUUUGAAUCUUCUGCUUUACAUGUAUAUAUAAUAUUCAUUUUUAUUAAAUCUCACACAACUGUUUCACCUCUAACAUUUAUUUUUGAAUAGCCGAGUUCGGUGUAAAUUUGUCUAAAGUUCUAGGAGUGAGAGGGGCUCGAAUACUGGCUAUUUGCAAAACUUCUCUAUAAUUUUGGUACACAACACUAUAUUUUUUUAAAUGUUGCCUCAAUUAGUGAAGCUGUUUGAAACAAGCCUUCAUGGGCAAUAUUAUCCAAAACUUGGUUUGAAUUGAACUUCUAUGAAAUAGGUUUUGAAUCUUCUGCUUUACAUGUAUAUAUAAUAUUCAUUUUUAUUAAAUCUCACACAACUGUUUCACCUCUAACAUUUAUUUUUGAAUAUUUAAAGGAACACUAGUGUCAGGAAUUCAUACAUUCCUUACACAGUAGUGUUAAAUAGUGAUGUCCCGAACGGUUCGCCACGGACUCAUCAUUGAGUAAACUUUGACCCUGUACCUCACAGUCAGCAGACACAUUCCAGCCAAUCAGCAGCAGACCCUCCCUCCCAGACCCUCCCACCUCCUGGACAGCUCACUAAGAAUGCAGCUUCAAAAUGGAUGCCGUCCAGGAGGUGGGAGGGUCUGGGAGGAAGGGUCUGCUGCUGAUUGGCUGUAAUGUCUGCUGACUGUGAGGUACAGGGUCAAAGUUUACUUAAUGAUGAGUCCGUGGCAAACCGUUCAGGACAUCACUAGUGUUAAACAAACUAUUUAGCACACCAGCCAUCCUCAUAUCUCUUUAAAAAGGUUUUAAACGUACCUUUUCUCCUACACUGCUCCAGUCACGUGGAGGCUGGUCCCAUCUUCAUGGCUGAGAUCAUCAUCCCAUAGGAGAGCAUUGGGUGUCUAUCAGGGCCGGACUGGGAAUUAAAAGCAGCCCUGGAAAAAAAAUAUUUACCAGCCCCAUAAUGCGUCGCGCCAGCAUAGUGUGCAGAUACAGAGUUAGAACAGAUAACUUAAAAUUAAAAAGUACUUCAACAUAAAAAGCGCACUCAUAGGCUUCAAAAUAAACAAAAGUGCAGAUUUAUUUUAAGCAGACGUGCCUUUGCAUGUAAUCAAUGUUUCAGUCCAACUACCUUGACAUAUUAAGGAAAGCUUGAUAAUGGGACUGAAAUGGUGAAGGUAUGUAGGGCACAACUGUAAAAAAUGUUUAUUUUGAAGUCCUGUGGGUGUGCUCUUCACUUUAAAUAUGUUAUUGUGCUUGAGUUUGCACCUAGCAACAAGAUUGGGCCAAUAUCUGCUCAUUACAUAUGGUACAUGAAAUUUCUCUGUGUAUUAUGCAUAUAUAAAUGUACAUUAAUAUGUGUAAAUAUAUAUCAAAUAUACACAUUAAUAUACAUGUCAUAUACCAGUGACGGAUCCAGAGCCUGAGCCCGGGAGGGGCACUUGUAGAUUAUUUAAAGAAAUAUUCCAUGCACAAUAACCACUACUCCGCUGUGUAGUGGUUAUGGUGCCAGGAGUGUCGGCACCCCCUCCCAGAGUAAGUAGUCAAACCGUUUAAGAACAGUUUGACAACUUACCUGGAGUCUGCUGGGAUAUGGGGCUGUAGUAGGGUAUAGGAGCAGUGGUGCAAUGUGUGUGAAAGGUUCAGUGUGUGGGUGUGGGGGGCAGUGUGUGAAUGUGUAUGGUGUGUGUGGGGGCAGUGUGUGAAUGUGUAUGGUGUGUGUGUGUGUGUCAAUGUCUCCCCUCUCCUUCCCAGUCUCUCUCUUCCCCCUCUGCCUCUUUCUUCCCCUCCCCUUGUGUGUCUCUCUCUUUUCUCCCUCUUUGUCUCUCUCUUCCCCCUCUGCCUCUUUCACCCCCUUUCCCUGUAUCUCUCCCUCCCCCCUUUCCCUGUGUCUCCCUCCAACCCAUCUCUCCCCCCUUUCCCUGUCUCUCUCCCCUCUCCCCAUCUCUCUUCCUCCCCCCUUUCCCUGUGUCUCUCUCCCUCCAAUCUCCCCCUUUCCCUGUCUCUCCCUCUCCAUCUCCUCUCCCUCCCUUUCCUGUCUCUCCUCUCCUCCCUCCCCUUUCCUGUGUCUCUCCUUCUUCUCCCUCCUUCUCCCCUCCCCCCCUUUCCCUAUCUCUCCCCUCUCCCUCCCUCCCCUUUUCCCUGUGUCUCUCCCUCCCUCUCCCCUUUCCCUGUGUCUCUCCCCCCCGCCCCCAAUUUACUUUAGAGAAGGCAGAGGGGACGGCCGCAUUCCAGACUGGAGCCGCCGGGCCGGGUGGCAGCUUUACCAGUCCAGCGGCACUCCAGUCACUGAUGGCUGAAGGAGGAGGAGCCUGUCUAACAUGCUCCCUCGCGGUUUCUGUGCUGGGAAUUGUGGGAACCGCAAGGGAGCAUGGUAGACAGGCUCCUCCUCCUUCAGCCAUCAGUGACACCAGUGACUGAAGUGCCACCGGACCGGCGAAGCUACCACCAGGCCCGGCGGCUCCAGUCUGGAACGCGGCCGGCCCCCUCUCAGUGUGCCACCUAUGUGGCAGCGCACCCCCCAGGUGCUGCGGCCCACCGGGAAAUUUCCCGGUAUCCCGGUGGGCCAGUCCGGCCCUGGUGUCUAUUGCACAGGCACUUCCAAACGCAACAAUGUGUCAUUUGGUAUCUCCUCAUAGAGAUGCAUUGAGCAUGGUGACACUGAACGCCAGUACUGCACACUGUAGCACUGAGGUAGGAAACCCCUCUAGUGGCCAUCUGAGUGACUUCCACCAUAGGGUCUACUAGGCAGCAAUGUAAAAACUGCCUUUUCUCUGAAAAGGCAGUUUUUACAUUAAUAUGCCUGCAAAGACAGACUUUAUAGACACUAAAAUCACUACAUUAAGUUGUAUUGGUUCUGGUGAAAAGUGUCAGUUUAAGCUGCAUUUUCCAUAUAUAAAAUGCAGCUUGAAAGGACAACAGUGUUACUUGUAUUGUGGGAAAAUUAUUCCAUUGUGGGCUUCCGGAGAAAUCAUAAUAAACCAGAAGACUGACAGUCUGCUGACUCAUAUCUCCAGAAUGCAAAGAUAUGUUAGGUUUAAUGUCCAUGUGAAAUUAGCUUAGUGCGUAAUUAGUUAAGGUCGUGUAUGGUUCUAACCUGUCAUUAAAGAGUUUUCAGGAAUCUGAUAAGGUGCACUUCAAGCAGGGAAGCCAACAUAGGUAGUGUAAUGCAGCACGAUUGUGUGCGUUUUUGCCCCAGCCAGGGGCCUGUAGAUUACUGAUGAUGUCAUCUACAAGAUUUUCUUAUUCACCGUAGUGAAAUGGUCUAACCAUGUAGCUUACAGUCCAUUACAUUGUGCUCUGUAUUUAAGACGUCUGUAUGUGCCAUAUUCCUGCCCCUCACUGCUGGCCUACAUGUUCCACAAAGACCAUAUCGGAGUAGCACAUCUGAAAUCAGUUGUUGGUUUUCAUUGCAACACAAAUGCCUUAUACACAAACACAUAUAUAAUUUUUUUCAAUAAUUUUUUUUUAAGUAAUGUGUUUAUUUAUUUUUUUGUGUUUUGUAUUACAUUUUCAGGUCUCUCCAUACACACUUUUCACGGGAAUUUUUUUGUGCGUUCCACGGACCUGUUGUCUCUCGCAAAUGUUAAUGAAGAUUCUGGUUUUGCAGUACAGAUGUCUGUUGAAGAAAAUCUGACUGACACAUCUCUGGCAUGCUUUCAGGUUGCACUUCUUUACACUUCUAGCAAAGGUAAGUUCAUCCACAUACCUUAUGAUUAACAGAUUUUAACAAAUUAAAUUUGAAUGGAAAAACUGACAAUAAAAAAAAAAUGUGGAAUAACUCUUAAUCUUCUUCACAGUGUUUGAUAUUUUAAUCUAAUUAGCAAAAAAAAUCUGAGUUUAGUGUAUUCAUGUGUGUUUUUAGGUUUUUUUGUUUUAUUUUUGCACAGGGCUAGUUGCUGCAAUAGCUAUAAUCAGUUACCUUAAGUUUAUAAAUACCAAGAGGGUAAAAACACCACAACUAAAAGUUUACAUCAACGAGAAACAUUGUUUUUAGUAGAAUCUGCUUAGAUGGAAGAUACAACUGGGAAAGUCCUAAUUGUUUGGAUUAAAUUGUGAAGCAAGGUCUCCAUGGUUAUCCUCUGAGAUUGGGGAAUCAUGCAAAUGUAAUCAAAUAUCUCCAUUUCGAUUGAUUAUUUUAAUGUACCAAAGUGCACCAAUUAAUGGAAAGUCUUAUGCAAAAAUACAACUUAGAAGAUUUUAAUUAUUAUUAAAUGCUGGGUAUAUUAGAGAGACACGGCACUGUGUGUUUUAUCCAUUUUGUUUUGUUAAUAUAAAACAAAACCAUUCAAAAAAUUAAAAACAACGGUCAUUGCCCGAGUAAGAGUAGGAGAAAAAACUUUCUUCUUUUCUUUGACAUUUGUAUAAUUGGUGACAUACAAAAAGUAUUGUAAUAUUCCAAAAUUAUCAAAACUUUUUAAAUUUUUGGUAAAUCUCCUCAUAAUUUAAAGCUGGGCUCUCAUAUUGAAAUUUAUGUACAACCUCUGUUAAUUAUUAAGGUUUUUCUUGUGCUUUUUAAAAUUAAAUAAUUCUGAACAAUGUUAAUCUACAUUGCAUGUCUGCAAUCCUUGCUUAGUCACAGCAUAUCAUUUUACAUUUAUUGAUUCCUACUGUGCCAUAUAUGGGGUCACAUAAAGUGAAUACCUAAGUAUGCAGGCCAUUUCUCUGUAGAUGAGCGCACUUGUAGCAUCACUAUGUGAUGACCUCACCCUGAACAUAAAAGUGUUAGAAUAUAUAAUAUUUUCAACAUAUGCACAUUUAAGCAACUUAUUAGAACUUCUAAGUCUUUAGUUUGUCUAGAAAUACAGAAUUUAUCUGUAACUAGUUAAUUGCUUUCAUUUUAAUCUGUUUGUUAUACAUUUGUUUCUUCUAGACUGUGCAAUAAUAAUUGUACAAUACUGGAGUUUCAAAUUAAUGACUGGUAUAUCUGUUUUUUUUUUUGUUUUUGUUUUUUUUAUGCUGAACAGGUCAGCGGAGGAUUCGAGUACACACACUUUGCUUGCCUGUCGUGAAUUCAUUGCCCGAUGUUUUCGCAGGCGCUGAUGUACAAGCAGUUACCUGUCUCUUGGCUAACAUGGGUAUGCAAAACCGCUGUGAUUUUGAAACGAAAAACAAUGCGGUCUUUUUAAAGGCUCCUUAUAAAUCACUUACAUUAUCAUGUAAGGUACUCUUAUGGUGACAUUAUUCAAUUGGUCUGAUUUUUUGUAAAGUAAAAAAAAAUAAUUUGCAAUCCUCAAACAAAUUUCAUAAUGCAUUGUGCAAUGUAGGCUUUCAUUACUAUCAAAUAUACAUUCUUCAAAUAUUAUGUAAAGUAUUUUAGUACUUUCAACUCUACAUAUUAAGUGGCUGCUUUGCGCACAAGGUUAAAUGCCACUCUGCUCUAAGUGCAUUGCCAAACAUUCUGUUAAAUCUACUUGUGGAUUUAUAAUGUGCAUCAAUGGUUUAACCACAUGGUUUCAUAAAGCAAAUAGGAAUAAUAAUACAUAAUUAUUACAAUGUGUCUACCCAUGCCAAGCAUCUGUCCACUUUAGUGGACAGUUAAUAUAAGUAUUAUUGGAUCAUCUAACAGCCAUACUUCCCUCUAAAACCAUACAUGCCUCCAGCAAUACUCUCUACAAAGCCUUCACAGCUCUUAUGGAAUAUCUUUCGGUAUAUCCUCUUGUAUAUUUUCACCAUACCCAGUUACUUCCCAGCCAUAUAUGCCUUACUGGCCAGUGACCCCAUUGUUGGAUUACGUUAGGGAGCUAAUGGACUGCGUCUGUAUAAGGGUCACAGACUGUGUGGCAUUGCUAGAUUUUGUGAUAGAUUCUAAAAAGUUGAUACAAACACAGAUACACAAACUUAAAAUAUGCUUUGAUUGACACUUACCCACAGGUAUUUAGGCAUGCAGUUUCUGCAUUGCUACAGACACUUAUGUCUUGCUUCAUGACUGACAAAAUGUCCUCCUUUUCUUUUUGUGUGUGUGUGUAACAGGCUUAAUAACGUUGAUACAGGCAUUUGGGGACAGAGUGGAUAUGACCCUUCAGUUAGCAAUCACUUUUCCUGUCCUCUCUCCCUCUGUAUCUGCCACUGCCUGCUGGACAGUAGUUGUGGUAGUUCUAGUUAUGGUGUAGUUUCCCUGGAGUGUACCUAGUACCCUUUCUUUGUUACUUUUUGUAAAUGCGUUGUUGUAAAAGACUUUUUAGGAACGUUAUAAAAUUUUAUAACAUUUUAAUCAGUAUAAAAACACAUGUGUAAAUCAUCUAGUUGUAUGUAGGUGUUAUGUGAUUACAAUCGUAUUGCUCGAAAUGUCUUAACUGCUAUAGUUUAAAAAAAAAAAAAGCUAGCCUUGUUUGUUCUAUCAGUUAUUUUUUAAAAUUAUUUCUACUGAAAAGUAAAAAAUGGAUAUAGAACUAUUGUUAUUUUACAGAAACAAAGUUACAACAAAGAAAAGUAUAACAAUAGGAAUCAGUGCUGCCCUCUAGAAUCCCAGCCUCCCACAUCGGUGAAGAUUCUGACUAUGCUUUAUUGCUUGUAUAUCCAUUUGUUGUCACCAAGAUUAAAUGUAUUCCUGUUUUCAGCUUCUGAUUUAGAUAAUUAAAAUAUAGAUGAAGCUGCUUAACUAGUUAUUUAUACAAGUUCCAUGAUUUGCUUUGUAAUGAAUGUGAUUUUAAAACCUAAUAAAAGUUCUUCAUAAGUAUUCUAAUUUUUUUACUUUUCAUUGUAUGUGGUUUUGUUAUUUCAGCUGUUGAUCGAUCAAUCACAUCAAGUCUUUCAGAUGCCAGAGAUGCGUUGGUAAAUGCAGUGGUGGAUUCUUUAUCAUCUUACAACGCAACACUUUCAAACCUACAGCAAUCCACAUUAGUAGCACCGCAGUCUCUCAAACUAUUUCCCCUCUACAUUCUCUCCCUCCUGAAGCAAGUAUGUUAUAUUAUUAUGUUUGUAAUGAUUGUGUGUGUGUGUGUGUGUGUGUUAGUAAAUGUGUCUAUGUACUAUAUAUAUAUAUAUAUAUAUAUAUAUAUAUAUAUAUAUAUAUAUAUACAUACAUACACACACACACACACAUAUAUAUAGCUCGUCUAUAUUUAUCGGCAGACUUCUACUAGUUUACAUAUUUGCACUUGCAUUAAAAACAUAAAAAUGUGGCGUUAAAUACAGUUGACCUGCAGUUACAUGAGCCUAGUUAUAAUACCUGCACUGCAAGGCCAGUUCUAAGCAUUUUGUUAUUUAUUUUACUUUUUCUAUUUUGUCUAUUUUAUAUAAAUGAGAUAUUGAAAUGUAGUAUACUAAAAGAAACAAAUACAUUAUUUAUAAAAGAAACAAAUUUAUUUAACCCCUUAAGGACCAAACUUCUGGAAUAAAAGGGAAUCAUGACAUGUCACACAUGUCAUGUGUCCUUAAGGGGUUAAAGGACCACUAUAGUGCCAGGAAAACAAACUCGUUUCCCUGGCACUAUAGUGUUAAUAGGUGUGUUCCCUAGAGGCUGGAUUAACCCAUAUGUAAACAUAGCAGUUUCUCUGAAACUGCCAUGUUUACAGCUGCAGGGUUAAAACUAGAUGGACCUGGCACCCAGACCACUUCAUUGAGCUGAAGCGGUCUGGGUGCCUAUAGUGGUCCUUUAAAGGACGUGUGUGUGUCAUCACUCACAGACAGUGCGAAUACUUGAAAAUGAGAUUACUCUCAAUGUAUCCUUGUAGAUAUAUAUAAUUUUUUAUAAAUACAAUGAAAAUAAUAUGGUUUUGAGCCUCUAACAUUGACAGAAAUGUAUUCACUGACAAAUGCAAGUCUUUGAUGCACAUGUAUUCUUAACAGGUUGCCUAAUUACAUAUAUCAUCUAGUUAUUUCUUUCUAUUUGUUCUCUGCAUGAGAAAUAAGAAAUCCAAUCUGUUCGUUAAUGCUCUCUCUUAGAAAGCCUUCAGGACUGGCACCAGCACACGUCUAGAUGAUCGAGUCUUUGCUAUGUGCCAGAUGAAAUAUCAGCCUCUGGUUCAUCUGAUGAAAAUGAUUCAUCCAAACCUCUACAGGGUAGACCGGCUCACUGAUGAGGUAUGGAGAGAUAUGCAUGAAAUAUGAAGCAAUCCUCUGCAGUCUGCAUUUACACUGUGCUGAAAGUGCCAUUUUAGCAUUUCCAGACAUCCCAGUCUGAUUGUUUCAAUUGAAAUCACAGCUUGUGUCUUUGUUGCAAUAAAGUUGCUUUAUGGGCUGGUCCAGGACUGUAAAUUGUGUUUUUUUUUGUUCUCUCAGCUAUGCAAAACCAAUGCAGUCUCUUUUCAUACUGUCAAUUGCCUACAGCUUAUGCAUUUAGUUGUGUGUUUUGGUGAAGACUUAUUGAAAUAUAUAUUUUUCUCUCUCAGGUUUAAUUGUUUGAAAAGUUCAGAUUAGGUGUAAUUAAACUAAUCUUCGUUUAUAGAAGUUGGAUAAUUUCCUGGGCCAGUAUUUUGUCUUUUUUGUGAUGUUCUUUUCUUGCUCUCAUGCCUUCUACAUAAUCGGCUGGGGGUUCUAAACUGCUUAUAAUUAAGGCUAUCACAAACCUCUCUCAAACCUGUAUUGUUGGCUCUAGUUUCCUGCAGAGACCACUGUAACUAGCUGGAAUGCAGGGUUAGAGAAGUGAUAACAGCUGCUUCUAAUGAGAACGGGUUUUGAUGAUAACAGGAGAGAUUUUCGGAUUCAGCUAGCGUGAAAUGAGAGUUAAGUUACGCCGAUUUGGCAGUACUGCUUGGAUGUAGCUCUCUUCUGCUUUCCAUCUGUUGGGAUACAUGGUUUUCCUGUUCAGUCUUGGAAUGUGGAUAUGGUUUAUUAUACGAUAUAGUAACACGUAGGAGAUCUAAAUAGGUAAGGAAUACAAAGAAGUAUAAUAGCUGAACAAGUUUAAAAUUAAAAGGGUAGUUUGGCAGUACUAGAUAAGAUGGUGCACAAAAAUAGAAUGUGAUGAAAGAAAAUAAGCUUGACCAGCCGAAUGGCAGCACAUUGAUGGAGCUCCGAGAAAACGGAGCGAAGAUCGCGUAUAAAGGAGGUACUACUACAACAUGGGGAACCCCAAAAGAGCCCAAUCGAACCCCCAACACACAGGGAAGACACCGGCAGGUAAAACCGGAACGGUCACCCGUUUCUUCAAAGAUUAUGCCGACCGCAUGUCCGACACCGGCGAAUCCAACAUGGCGCCGACGGCAGGAAACUCGAAUCCGCCGAGCCCCACUACCUCUGACAUCUCCACAAACUCCAUAGACAUGGAUGUCAAGGAGAUAUUGAAGAAUCUCCCAUCAAAAACAGACCUGGCUCAAAUGCUAGGCAAACUAGAAACUUCCUUCCAGACCAAGAUGGAGGGUCUCAGCACUGAAAUAAAGCAGGUAGGCCGCAGAGUGCAGGAGCUUGAGGAUGAAAGGGGGGCUUAUUACACCCAGAUACAGACCCUGACUACCAAAGUAAAUGCUCAAGAAAGGCAUAUGUCCAUGAUGCAAAGAUCGGUGGACGACCUUGAUAAUAGGGGCCGUAGGAAUAACCUUCGGAUAAAAGGCCUACCUGAAACAGAGGGGGAAAAUUUAUACACAACGCUCUCCACGCUGUUUAACCUGAUCCUGGGCCGAAAACCUGACGCUCCAGUGAUCCUCGACAGAGCGCACCGUUCCCUGAAAGCUAAAAUGGGACCAGGGAGCACGCCAAGGGAUGUCAUCUGCCGCGUCCACUACUACGCGUUAAAAGAGGACAUCAUAAGAAAAUUAAGAGACACUUCCACCCCUAUGCUAUUCCAAGGCCAUGAAAUAUCAAUUUACCAAGAUCUAUCAUGGCACACUCUGCAAGCAAGAAGGGCCUUAAGGCCAAUAACACACCAGCUACGGGCUCGCAACUUGCGCUACAGAUGGGGCUUCCCUUUCGCCCUAACAGUCAAUACCAGGGGCUCCAUGUAUACAAUCGCCACUUACCAGGACAUCCCUGCAUUCAGCAAAGCUUUGGGCCUGACGGAAAUGCAAAUCUUGGAUUGGUAUGCACCAGAUCCUGCACUGUCCGCCCCAUCAGCACAGCAAGCGCCGAAAUGGAGAUCACCGGCUAAAAGGCAGAAGAUGACACAAGCGUCACCGCUUCAAAGAGAAGAAACCGAGACGGAGUAGAGGGGCACCAGUGGAGUCGUCCCCGUCCCUCCUCCCCCCCAGAUGGACCAACACCAUAUCAAUCCACCCAGACCCUAUCACCCAAGUUUUGGCACAAGACUCUGGGCCCAAACUGUACUGUUGCCGUGUCUUGAUCCCGGCCGAAGCCAAAAGCCCUGUCCGAACAUAGCCUCGCAACAUCUGCCCGAAAGACUAUGACAACCCUUGGCCCAUCAGGUCGUAUAACCAUCCUUGCUUAUACCCAUAUGAGAUUGUACCACUAACUACUGUAUUUUCAUUACCCUCAUAUGCACGCAGUGUGUACCCUAUUCUAUGUUUCUAUGGUCACACUCAUUCUAGGAGCUCCGUUGGCUCCAUGCCUUGUUCAUGUGACAAACGGCAACUUAUCACUCUCAGACAGAAGUGUUCCCAAAAGUUGACGCAUGUGACAAAUAGGGACCAGCUGGGGACGGGGCGACAAAGGGCGGGAGCGAGAUGGGCCAGGGUACGACAGGGCACGGGAGACUUCAGACACCACCCAACGGCAGCGAAUAGUUUUGAAGGAGAAAGGUAUCUCUUUGAGUACUUAAAAAAAAAAGAGAGAGGGCCGAUAUUGAACCAUGUCUUACCAUUUGGGGGCGCAUACGGGAUUCCCGGGACUCAGACCUUUCUACCCCCCCCUACUACCGUAGCAAAUUCUUCCAUCAACAACCUCCACGAAACUAACAGACGAAAUUCAAGCGACUCCGCUCCGUACAGCUCAUGCAUUCCUACUUCACUACAGACACCAACACACGGCCACAGAGGCUGACGGUCUAGAUUGAUAGUUAUCACCGACCUGACCUCUAAGACCGACAAGACACACACCUCACCCGCACCCUAUUACGAACGGGGUCGUAAAUCCCUAGCCCACUGUAGACAACAGGACUUCUCAGGGGCUGACCCCAGUUCCCGCGCAUUGCCGGAGAGCAAGUGACCACUAAUGCUGACUGACCGGCUCUAACGAAAGAUUGCUUUUUAUGUACAUAGUUAUUCUUGGUUAUUGUUAUUUACUGUAUGGUAUUGUACUUCUUUCUUUUUGAUUAUUGCACUAUCUGAAACAUCCUGCCCUGUACCAAGCUACACCUUCUACUCAUACGUCUUACUCAACUGGGUACACCGCAUAUAGAACAUCUAACAUUCCCAGAGACCACAUUCCCUUUCCCUUAUUACGCACUGACCCCUCUAAUAUCCCAAGAUGGCAACAGUGACGAUCCUAUCGCACAAUGCCAGGGGACUGAACACCCCUGAAAAACGCCACAUGGCACUCACAGAUUAUCACAAACACAAGGCUGAGGUAGUUUUCAUACAAGAAACGCACUUCCGUAAGGACUCAGCACCUUCACUUAAGUCGAAACACUUCACAAAGGGCUAUUUCAGCAACUUCACUGGCUCAAAAUCCAGGGGAGUGGCCAUUUUACUCUCCUCACACCUCCCAUUCACAUACAGAGACCUCCUAAUAGACGACACUGGUAGAUUUAUCUUCUUAAAGGGCCUGAUGGGCGCAACCCAAGUCACGUUAGCCAAUAUCUACAUGCCCAACAGAAAGCAAUCCCAGGCAUUCCGACACAUAACUACGAAAUUGGAAAGCUUUUCAGAGGGACUAUUGAUCCUAGGGGGGGACCUGAAUGUGUCCCUGGAUGGGGCGCUCGACACCACUUCACAGGCACACUCAUACCAGGCAUCCACAAGAAUAAACAUCCAAAAAAUCCUAGACUCCCACCAACCCUACGACUGCUGGCGCACCUCACACCCAGCGGAUCGCGACUACUCUUAUUAUUCACACACUUCUGGCUCAUACUCUAGGAUAGAUGUGUUCCUUAUCCCACAUAGAUUCCUAAACCUAGUCAAUACCUGCGAAUAUGCCUCGAUUACGUGGUCAGACCACGCUCCUAUCUCCCUGAACAUAGCAAUCCCUUCCUUACACUCUUCCAGGACACAGUGGAAACUCAACGAUACACUGCUAAACCACCCGGAGAUACAGACCAGAAUUAGGAGCUCACUUACACAAUAUUUUGAACUAAACGUCCACCCUGACACGCCCUACCCAAUAGUGUGGGAAGCACACAAAAGCACGAUCAGGGGCACAAUCAUUAAAGAAGCUUCAAAACUCAAGAAACAAAGGGAAUCAGAGACCUCCCGACUGACUAAGGAAAUUAGGGAUCUAGAGAACUCACAUAAACAAGGCCUCGAUCUAGCCACAUACAAGAGCCUAGUCGACAAAAGGACAGAACUCAAUAUCAUUUUAAACGUACGCACCAAACAUGCGCUGGCCAAAAAGAGGUGCAAUUACUAUACUCAAGGGGGCAAAUGCGGGCGGCUACUGGCGUAUGCCCUCAAAAAGCAAAGGGAACACAUGUUUAUAGCAGCGAUACCUAACCCAGAGGGCACUAUUUCACACUCGAUGACAGACAUUCUAAAGACGUUCAAGGACUACUACUCAUCACUCUACAAUUUGAGACAAACUCCUCCCCAACCUCACGACAUACAGGAAUUCCUAGCACAGAGAAUACACUCCACCAUUCCACGAAACGUACGAGAGGCCUUAGACGCUCCUAUCUCGACGGACGAAUGUCUAGAAGUGAUAAAACAUUUGCCAAGACACUCAUGCCUCAUUUCCGAAACACAUUUAAUUCACUACUUAAAUCUGGUACCCUUCCCCCCCAAGCAUUAAAUGCCACAAUUACCCUCCUCCCCAAACCGGGUAAGGACCUGACCCAAUGCGGCAGCUAUAGACCUAUUUCGCUGAUAAAUGUGGACUUAAAACUUUUUACGAAAAUACUGGCGAACCGGCUACGUCCACUGCUACCAGGGCUCAUACAUGCAGACCAGUCAGGCUUCAUUCCAGGCAGGGAAGCUAAACAUAACACGACGAAACUGCUUAGCCUCAUACACCUGACCAGGCGAACGAAGUGCUCCAGUCUACUCCUGUCGAUUGAUGCCGAAAAGGAGUUCGACAGGGUAGACUGGAGCUUAAUCUCAUCCACCCUACAGCACAUGGGCUUUGGCCCCCACUGGCAGAAAUGGUUCAACGCCAUAUAUUCAUACCCCACAGCAAAUAUCAGAGUGAAUGGGCAGCUUUCAGACCCAGUACAAAUAACAAAUGGCACCAGGCAGGGAUGUCCCCUGUCUCCCCUUCUAUUCGUACUAGUCUUAGAACCCUUCCUACAGGGGAUCAGAGAUAACACGCAAAUUAAAGGAAUCACAGCAGGCGAUAGGGAGUACAAAAUAGCUGCAUUCGCCGACGAUAUGCUAUUCACUAUCUCAGACCCGGGCACCUCAAUACCACCUCUUAUGGCGGAAAUGCACACUUACAGCGAACUCUCCAAUUUCAAAGCCAACCUCAGCAAAUGUGAGAUCUUACCCAUACACAUACAUCCCCAGGAGCAACAUAAACUACAAAAUGAACAUCAAUUCACGUGGGCCCCCCACCAUAUCAAAUAUCUAGGAAUCCACAUUACCAAAGAUGCGUCUCAAUUAUUUGACAGUAACUUCCCGAAACUGAUGAAAGACAUAACAGCUGACCUUAACACCUGGAACAAGCCAUAUUUCAGCUGGUUUUGCAGACUCAGUAUAUUAAAAAUGAACAUAUUGCCCAGACUUCUGUACCUCCUGCAGGUUCUACCCAUCAUGAUCCCUAAAACAUGGUUCACGCUGGUACGCAAAACCCUCUCAUUGUACAUAUGGGCACAUAAAACACCCCGACUUUCACACUCGCUUCUCAUUAGACCAAAGGGGGAGGGAGGCAUCGGACUCCCAGAUAUCGAGAAGUACCACGAUGCAAUUCUCCUAACUAGACUCUGACUGGGCAUCCACCAACACCACCAAACAAUGGGUACAAAUAGAAGAUACAUUCCUAAGAGCGCCAAUAUACACGAUCCCAUGGCAAAAAUCGGGUCAGACUUUCCUCCUUCAUGCCCCACACCCUACCAUUUCCCCCACUUUACGCAUGUGGACUAGAAUACGACAACACCAGACGAUCUCCCCCUAUCCGUCUCCGCUGUACCCGGUCACACACAACCCCUUGUUCAGGCCAGGUGAGGACGGUAAAGCUUUUAAGGAGUACCACAACUCAGCCUACCUAAAACUGGGGGACCUGAUGGAGAAUAUAGGGGACCGUAAGAUUAAACCCCUUGGCUCCCUUAUAGACCCACAAACGAUAAUACACAAAUUCCAAUAUAGGCAACUCACCCACUUCGUCCUCACAGGACCACUCGCACAUAAUCCACACCGAGCACAAACUAAAUUUGAACAACAUUGCCUCGAUCAAUCCAUUAAGAAAAGGCUCAUCUCAGCAAUGUACACCACGACAUUAGCCACUCAACCCCUCAACCCACCAGCUUUUACCACCUCCUGGGAAAAGGAACUUAACAAGGCCUUCACGCCAGAGACUUGGCGUUACAUUUUUAGACAAAUCCACCACACAUCACGUAACACACUCACGCAAGAAGAAAACUACUAGCGCAUAGCGCGAUGGCAUUAUACUCCGACCAAAUUGAAAUCACAUUUCCCAUCACUUUCAAACAGGUGUUGGAGGUGCCAUACGGCAGAAGGGAAUUCAGCACACAUAUGGUGGUCGUGCCCAACAAUACAAGAGUAUUGGAAACACAUACAAGGCCAAAUUCAAAUGAUACUAUCCAUACAUCUUCCGCUCACGCCAGACACGUUCAUCCUCCUAGUGCCAUCACAAACACUACCCAAACCAAAAGCAACCCUACUAUACCACAUGAUUUCGGCCGCCAACCAACUCAUUUCAGUAUACUGGAAAAAUCCAAAUCCCCCAUCCAUAAGGGAAUGGAUACAAAAGGUCGAGACUAUCAGAGGCCUGGAAGAGACAUGCCACUCUAUGACAGACAAGUACCAUCUAUACACUGCCACCUGGGAACUCUGGAGUGCAUACCUCCAAAAUGCUCCCGGGUAGCCCACUAGAAUCUGACCCCCCCCCUCCCAUUCCAGGCUACUGUAGCCGCAAAUGUAUACAAUGGGGAUCUGGGUGACGGCAGCUUAAGGAGUGAGAAGCCUGAGGUGGACAAAGGUUUACCUUCUCCCUAUACCCUUCUGUGCACACCAACACCCGCUGAAACUCCACAGACAUCCAUAAUGCUUGACGGGGAUGUAAUAGAUGUACUAGAGGUUAUGAGGUAUGGGGUAACCAAUGGAUAUUGAACAGUCUUGUUUAUGUGUUACAACCCUUAUGUCUAACCCACUUUGAUGUAUUGUUAAAACUUUGCAACACAAUUAAAAAAAAAAAAAAAUAGAAUGUGAUAUGAAUAACAGAAGGAACCCAAAUAACAACAACCUACUUGUGUACAAAAUUUGUGGGGUCACUGCGAGAGGGAUAAAGGAAGAAGGAGAGUAAACGGGGGAAAGGGUAAGGUAAGUAGAUGGGGUGAGACUAUAGCCACAUUUUCUGUGUAUUGGGUAGAAGCUUAUGUGAGCUUGAACCCCAGACCAGUAAUCUUUGCAUUCGAGAAAAAAACCACCCUCCAAAUUAUCUACAUACCUUAUUAAAAAGGAAACCAAGUAACUAGAUGAAUGUGUUCAUUCUAUUACUUUUGAGGGGUUUCAAGAAUGUUCUUUACUCCAUAUAUGGUGGACUUGACCAGUAAUUUCUCCCUAGUGGGAAUUGGUAAAAGAGGGAAUUACUAAAACAUUGGCGAUGGCUCCUGCGUUCACUUCUGAAGCUGUUCUACAUGAUCAAACACCCCUACCAUUGGGGAGAUACAAAAAAGUGCAUAACAAGAUACCUUUUUAAUGCAGCAAAGGCCUUAAUGCCAAUCCUAUGGAAGCUCCCACCCUCCAGCUGAGGUGUGAAAGGGUAGAGAAGCUAUAUGAAAUGGAGGCACUUAACUUAUGUAUGUGUUUUGGUUUUUUUUGUAUAAUUUGUUCAAUAUUAUUAUAAAUGUCUUAUGUUUAUUGCCGUAAAAUCUGCCAUACUUAUGUAUUUGACAUAUAUGAGUUUUUUUGCUGAAUUGCAAUGAAGUAUUGGGUUUAAUUGAAAUAUAUAUAUAUAUAUAUAUAUAUAUAUAUAUAUUCCUCUCUGGCAAUUUUGUUAAAAUUGAAAAUAAAAAUAAUAAAUAUAUAUAUAUAUAUAUAUAUAUAUAUAAAAGAAAUGGUGUCACUCACAGCAAAACUCCAACAAGACAGAGUUGAAAACUGCUACUGGAUGUGAACUCCAUGGCUUUAACCCCUUAAGGACCAAACUUCUGGAAUAAAAGGGAAUCAUGACAUGUCACACGUGUCAUGUGUCCUUAAGGGGUUAAGGACCACUAUAGUGCCAGGGGAAAAAAAUGGUUUUCCUGGCCCUUUAGUGUUAAUAGGUCCCCCCCCUCCCUCAUGGCCCUCCUCCCGCCGGGAUCGAGGAGUUUAGGGGAAAAUCACAGUGAGAGGCACAAAAGCGCCUCUAGCGGCUGUCAAUGUAAACAGCCACUAAUGUAAGUUUCUCUACAACCGUUAUGUUUACAGCUGCAGGGUUAACUCUAAAUGGACCUGGCACCCAGACCACUUCAUUGAGCUUAAGUGGUCCUUUAAUUACAUGUCACAUAAUGCGUAAGGAAAUGAAGUGAGUUGCGGGUCAGAGAAUAAGGCUUCAGAAAAGGGGGGGCUUACUAAUCCCACUCCCCCCUUCCUUUUCCCUCUCCCUUUUUUACCCCUCUUCCCUUUUAAUACACAGCGUUCCUUAUCCCCCUUCCCUCCCCCCUGCCACUCCAGGUGCCUUUCUCCAAGUCUGAAUGGGGAUACGUUGAUGCCUUCAGACUUGAAAAUUAACCAUAGGUAUAGCCAGGAAGUUUUUGACUGUGGCAGGUUGAGGGAACGGGAAAACUAUCAAGCUUUAUUAAAAAAAAAUUAUACUCAUAUACUCUGGCAGGAUGUUUCUCUUAAACCAAACUGACCUUGUCUUGUCUUUUCUUCUUUGUCUUUUCUUGUCUGAAACUUUACAUAAAAUUAAAAUAAAGAUUGUCAAAAACAUUAAAAAAAAGUAUUACAAAGCAACACUCUAGACACCACAACAACUUCAUCAAAAUGAAGUUGUUGUGGUGCCAGGAAGUUCCCAGGCACUUUCUUACUUGAAGGGGUUAAACCAUUCUCGAACGGUUUAACCCUAAAUUUUCACAGCGUGUGUUUUUUUUUUAUAUAUAUAUUUUUCUUUCAAUCACUUCCUUCCCCUUGCCAGCUCAGAGCUUCUCUAUGAAGCAUUUAAUAGGACCUCGGAGAGAGGGGGAGGCUUUGGCGUCAAAUGGGGCGUGGAGAGCAGCGCCAGUUUUUGGGUUUUUUAAGUUUUAGGGUGUAGGAUGGGGAGGAACCGAUUUACUAACAUUUAAUAAAGAAUUCGUAACUAAAAUUAAACGUGUCUUGUAGAGGACAAUUUACAAUGUAAAUUACUUUACAUUGUAGAGUAUCUAAAUUGUAUUGUAGCAUCUGUUUUGCUCUAUAAUCUGUGUGUUUACUUUGUUAAUUUAAUGUCAAAAUAGUGGAGUUAAAGAUUGUAUUCAAAAUAACUUUUUCAUAAUAUAAAAUAAUUUCAUAAUUAUGAUAUUUGACAGUGAAACAUCCCAUGUUACAACUAGUGCCUAACUAAUAAAACUGUUUAAUAAUGCUGCUAUUUUGUUUAACAGGGUGCUAUCCUUGUAAAUGACUGGACUGUACCACAACCAUGCCUUCAGGCCUUGUCUGCAGAAAAACUAUCAAGAGAUGGAGCUUUCUUGAUGGAUUCUGGCUCAGUAUGUAUUUUUUUUUUUUUUUAACAAUUUGCUUGUAAUAUUCGCUCUAUUUUUAAUAUAACUUUCCAGUUCUGAUUGACAUGUGUGGAACCAAAUAUCAGUAGUGAUUAUACUAUUGAUCUGUAUAGUAACGGAUAAUGUACAGUUUCUCAGCAACUAUAUAAUAAUAGAUCCUGUCUCCAGAAAACAACUUUACAAUGCUCAGUACAGUGUAAGAGUGUUUAAAACACUAUAUUUUUAGUUUCAGUAUGUUUAAAACAGCUAGUCUGCUUAGAAAUGUAUACUGUAUUACCACUGGCAUAAAUAAGAUGAGACAAAGGUAACUAGUGUGAGACAUCAUUGGCAUGAAUAUCACAAGCUCAAUAGUCACAUUAUCUCACAAGGUUCAAAAUACUCACUGGUUCACCCAGAAUUAUUUUUAGCAUUCCAUACAAUUCUGUCCCAAUACGUUUUAUCUGUAGAUGAUUUCUUAGUGAGUUAAUCAACUUGUCAUUAACUUAAAGGACCACUCUACGGACCCAGACCACUUCAGCUUAAUGAAGUGGUCUGGGUGCCAGGUCCAGCUAGGCUUAACCCAUUAUUUUAUAAACAUAGCCGUUUCAGAGAAACUGCUAUGUUUAUGAAUGGGUUAAGCCUUCCCCCAAAUCCUCUAGUGGCUGUCUCAUUGACAGCCGCUAGAGGCACUUGCGUGAUUCUCACUGUGAAAAUCACAGUGAGAGCACGCAAGCGUCCCUAGGAAAGCAUUGAUAAUGCUUUCCUAUGCGACCGGCUGAAUGCGCGCGCAGCUUCUGCCGCGCGUGGGCAUUCAGCCGAUGGGGAGGAACGGAGGAGAGCUCCCCGCCCAGCACUGGAAAAAGGUAAGUUUUUCCCCCUUUCCCCCUUCCAGAGCCGGGCGGUAUUGGGACCCUGAGGGUGGGGGCACCCUCAGGGCACUAUAGUGCCAGGAAAACGAGUAUGUUUUCCUGGCACUAUAGUGGUCCUUUAACAAAAAAACCCUUUAUUUUGAAGAGAAAAAUCAUGACAGAUGUUUGGGGUUGCACCGUAAGACAUCGAUAAAACUGAUGUCUGUUCCACUAGGGUGUACGUUAUAGUUCUGUUGUUAAAAUAAAUUGUUACAUUAUUUACAUUUAAAACUUUAAAAGGACACUCCAGUCCACUAAAACACUUUAGCUUGCUGAAGUACAUUCAAGUUAACUGUGUGUUCCCUUUGGCCAAUCAGAACUUUUAUGAAUCCCCUCGGUAAUAUUUUCUGACUGUGCAGCAGACAGCCAGGAGGGUUUCCCAUGUUACUUACUGUGAACUGCAGAAGUGAGUGCUUUCCAUUCUCUGUGCUUUUCUGUCAGAAGCAUUAUUAGCAUAUUGCAGAGAUUGCACUGCAUGUACCAUCUGUCCCAAUGUUUCUUUUUAAGAAGCAUCUGAUUAGGACUCAAGUCUAAAGAUAAGAAAGAACUCUCCAAUUAAUAUAUACAGUGCAUUCAGAAAUUAUUCUGACCCCUUGUUUUUUUCAUAUAUGUUUAAUAAAUCUAAACCCAAUAAUCCACACUGACAAAGCAAAAACAAUUUUUUUCAAAACUUUGUACAUUUAUUAAAAAGAAAAAGUGCAUUUUGGCACUUAAAAUUUAGCUCAAAUACAUCCCUCUUUGCUCGGUCAUCUUUGAGAUGAUUUUACACUUUGAUUGGAGUCCACCACUGGUAAAUUUAGUUGACUGAUUUUUGAAAUUCACACAGCUGUCUAUCUAUAUGGGGUCUACAUGCAUUUCAGAGCAAAAACCAAGCCAUCAGGUUCAGGUAAAGGUAACCAUCUGCAGAGCUCCGAGGCUGGAUUGUGCUGUCACAGAUCUUGGGAAGAACACACACUAAUUUGGUUGCAUUGAAGGUUCCCAAGAGCACAGUGGCUUCCAUAAUUCUUAAAUGGAAGUAGUAUGAAACAACUAGGACUCUUUCUACAGCUAAUGGCUUCAGAGAUCAUAUAUGAAAAUGGGAGAAAUUAGCUGAAGGUCAACCAUGACUACAACACUCCACCGCUCUUUUCUUUGUGGCAGUAUAACCAGAUGUAAAUCUCUCCUUAAUGCAAGACACAUAAAAUCCUGCUUGGAAUUUGCAAAAAAGCACCUGAAAGUCUCUGACUGUAAGAAAUAAGACUAUUUGGUCUGAUGAAACAAAGAUUGAACAGUUUGGCUUCACUACAAAUCAUCUUGUCUGGAGGUAACCAGGCACUGCUCAUCACCAUUGCAAUACCAUUAUAAUGGUGGUAGCAUUAUACUGUGUGGGUGUUAUUCAGCAGCAGGGUCUGGAACACUGGUCAGGGUUGAUAAAAAGUUGAACUCUGCAAAAUACAGAGAUAAUCUUAAUGAAAACGUUUUUCAGAGUGCUCAGGACCUAAAACGUCGCCGAAGGUUCACUUACCAAAAGAUAAUGUCUCUAAGCAUACAAUCAAGACAAUGCAAGAGUGGCUUAGGGACAACUCUAUGAAUGUCCUCGAGUGGCCCAGAUUUGAACCCAAUCAAACAUCUCUAGAGAGACCUGAAAAUGUCUGUCGUCUGAGUAUCCCCAUUCAACUGACCGAGCUUGAGAGAAUCUGCAGAGAUGAAAGGCUGAAAUUGUGCAAAGCCAGGUGUGCCAAUCCUAUUGCGUUGUGACCAAAAAAAACUUGAAGCUGUAAUCGCUGCCACAUGUGCUUUAACUAGGUACUGAGUUAAGGUUCUGAACAUUUACAUCAGUGCUCAUAAUUGCCAAUAACCAUUGGCGAGUUAAAACUUAACCCUGGUGAGUAUGCGAUAGCUUACAGUGGCAAGUAACUUGAGGCCUUGCUAGUAGCAUAGGACUUCAAAUGUUAAGCCAUACUUAAAUCACUGUUCUUUCGUUUAAUAUAUUUGCAGUAAUGUCAAAAAUUGUGUUUUUGCUUUGUCAUUAUGGGGUAUUGAGUGUAGAUUGAUGUAAAAAAAAAAAAUUAAAAAACUUGCAGCAUUUUAAAUUUGAAAAAUGAAAGGGUCUGAAUACACUAUAUAUAUAUAUAUAUAUAUAUAUAUAUAUAUAUAUAUAUAUAUAUAAAAGAUGCCAUGUUGGGGAAAAACAAAUCCCCCUUUUUUGUGUAAAGAAAAACAUGAAUUUUAUUUAAUAGAGCUUGUUGUAUAUAAAAUAAGUUGAUGCCAUUUGAACAUAAUAUAAAACCAUUAACUUUGACUGCGCAAAAUAAUACUAUGUAUUUUUAGAUAUUCUAACUGCUUUUUAUUGUUUCUUAGUUUAACUUUAUUUGUAUUUUACUCUCCAUAGUCUCUCUACCUCUGGGUAGGAAGAAAUUGUGAAACAAAUUUUUUGAAGGAUGUACUAGGAUUCCCCAAUUAUGCAUCAGUUCCACAAAGGAUGGUGAGUAUGCAACACAGUUUGAUAUAGAGCAAUAAAUAAAUGUAUUAUUCUAUAGGUUGGCAAUUGUAUUAAGGUCUUGCACACACUAUAGAAACAAGUUAUUAAAACUUAGUUAUGCAUAUGCAGUGUUCACAUGAUCUUCUUGGGAUGAUUCAUGUCAUAGUCGAAUUGCAAAUUGCUAAUGUACUAUUUACUAAGGCUCCAUAACAAUAUAAAAUUAAGUGUUUAUGCCUAUAAAACCACAAAAAUCCAGACCAUGAAAAGGGUGAACAAGAUUACACAAAUAGUACCUUAAAAAAUAACUUUAACCUCAACACUAUCUUUUAAUAUAAUGAUCUUUUUAUCAAGAUUUGAAAGGAAAUUGACUGUUUGUUAAAUAAAUUAUACGUAAAGAAUUAAGAAAAUGUCAUCUCUACGUUUAGUGUAUGACAGGAUCCUUCAGCACCUUGGGUCACUCAGUGUUUCAGUUUGACAAUUGGUGGUCUGAUGAUGUUGGUGCACUGUGCUUGAAGUUAAGCAGGGAAGACUUGAUAUAGGUUUAUAAACACUAUGUUACUCAAGGCGUGAAGGCUGAAGGAUCCAGUCAUAUACUAAAUAUAGGGAUUUUAAAAAAAAUCUAUAUUUCAUUUGACACAAUCUAUUUCAUUUCAAAACCUGAUGAAAGUAUCAUUAUAUUAAAAUAUAUUUAUGAGGUGACAGGUGUCCUUUAAGAUAAAAUGAUCAAUUUGUUUACCUCAUGAUUUACUCCUACUCUGAUUUAAGAUCUUAAAGGACCACUAUAGGCACCCAGACCACUUCAGCUUAAUGAAGUGGUCUGGGUGCCUGGUCCAGUUAGGGUUAACCCUUUUUUUUUUUUUUAUAAACAUAGCAGUUUCAGAGAAACUGCUAUGUUUAUAAAUAGGUUAAUCCAGCCUCUAAAGCCCUCUGGUGGUUGUCUCAUUGACAGCUGCUAGAGGCGUUUGCGUGCUUCUCACUGUGAAAAUCACAGUGAGAAGACGCAAGCGUCCAUGGUAAAGCAUUAUGAAUGCUUUCCUAUGAGACUGGCUGAAUGCGCGCGCAGCUCCUGCAGCGCAUGUGCAUUCAGCCGGAGAGGAGGAGGAGAGCUCCCUGCCCGGCGCUGGAGAAAGAGGUAAGUUUAACCCCUUUCUCUCCCCAGAGCCCAGCGGGAGGGGUUCCCUGAGUGUGGGGGCACCCUCAGGGCACUAUAGUGCCAGGAAAACGAGUGUGUUUUCCUGGCACUAUAGUGGUCCUUUAAAUACCAGUCAUGUUCAUGUAAAGUGCUUAGUAAAACUGUUGGUGCUAUAUAAACGAAGUAUAUGGGUGUAAUUUUUCUUGAUACAUAUACAAUAAAAACAAAACAAAACAAAAAAAACACUAACUGCUGUCUACAGGAUGUGUAUUUUAAAACGACCAUCUAUACCAGUGCUUUCCAAACCAGUCCUCAUGGCCUACCAGUCCAGGAUUUAGGGAUUACCCAGUUGAAGGUGUCAAAGGUGAUUUUUUUGGAAAUCCUGGACUGGUAGGCGUGCUUUGAGGAACUGUUUGCAAACCACUGAUCUAGUCACUCUUUGGUGAACUAUUGUGAUGCAUUAAUAAUUGCAUUUCAAAUGUUGUAUUAUUGGGUUUUUUAGGGUGCUUAUCUCUUUUUAUUUAUAAAUCAGUUGCUAUAAUCAUAGUUGAUAAGCAUAAUGUUAUGAUUUAUUUUCCAAUAUAGAAUCAUCUUCCUGAGUUAGACACGUUGGCAUCAGAAAGAUUGAGACAUUUUAUAUCUUGGCUCAAGCAAGAUAGUCCUUUGAACCCUAUUCUUUAUAUCAUAAAGUAAGUAUUUGUCUAUGGUUAUGUUAUAAAACAUGGUGCAUUGUAUUUCUUUUCCCUUGGGUGGUGAGAGUCCACAAGUUGUGACAUAUGGGAUAAAGUCUCUCCUGUCCAAAGUUCCAUGGUACCUCUGUUUACAAAUGUAAUGCGGUCUCCGGGACAUUUCGUUUUGUGAAAAAUUCGUAAACAUUUCCCAUAGGAAUGCACUGAAAACCAAUUAAUCUGUUCCGGAAGUCAGAAAAAGGUCGAAAUCAGCUGGCAUGGAAACCAACCCACAAUGCAGAACACACAGUAAAAGACUUGCAAACGACAAAGCUGAGCUCAAUACCUUUCCACCGCUUGAGAAAUGCUCCCAAAACCUCUGCAAAAAAAGUUGCAGAAUGGCUCCAAAAAUCGAUGCAAAAACCGCUCUAACACCUCCACACUCGACGCCAUGUGCUACCCAUAGACUCCAGCAUGCAGAGGGGCGAUGAUAUAAACCUCCCAGGCACAAUGAAUCCUGGGAAAACUUGCUUCACAUUGCGAAAAAAACUUGUAAGCUGAGGCAUUAUUUUCAUUGUAUUUUCAUUUGUAAACCGAAAAUUAUGUUAACCGAGGCGUUUGUAAACCGAGGUACCACUGUAGCUAGAAACAUCCAUAAUGCAACAUUUCAGUAUGCUGCUCCCUCUAUAACCUCCCCUCUACAAUGAUCAUUUCUGUUUCAGCCUCUCCGGUAGAAGGUGGACUUACUAAAGCAAGAUGAUUUUUUAUUUUUUUUUCAUACAUAUAUAUAAAUAUAAUUUUUCUUGAACAAUGCAACUGGUUGCCUCUUUAUAUUUUAACACUGUCAGGCAGGGGGUGGAGUAGAAUUUGUACUUUUAAUUUUGGGACACAUUUUAGUUCUCUAUAAAAGUGACCUAUUCGUAUGGAGGUGUUUGUGCAGUAUAUCAUCACAUGGAUCUCCCUCUCCUCAAUUAGAACUUUUUAUAUAUCUUGUAUAUGUCUUUGUGGCAGGAUGUCUGAAAGACAGAGACUUUUUAUAUAGUUAUUCUGGUAAUUUAAAUUGCAUUUUAGUACAUGAAUAUAUAUACAUAUAUGAAUAAUUUGUUUUGCUUAUAGAUUGAACAUAUAUAACUUUAUAUUAAAUUUGAUUGGAUUAUUUGAUUAUGAACUAGGAAAUUAACAUCACAAAAAGUAUUGGUGCAAACCCUGAAUGUUUCCAAGUCUUUCCUUCCCCGGUUUUAUCCCCUUCUGUCUGCACAUCGCUCCCACCUCCCUAUGACUACUGCUGACUUUUAUUUUUAUUCCAUUAGCCCCCAUCAUUAAUUCCUACCUAUUACUAGGCUUCUUCUGUAUGCAUCCUCAACAAGUAAAGGCUGCACAUGUUGAUACACAUUCAAAUUAAGAUGUUUUCUAACAAAUGCCAAUUUUGUGUUACUUCAGGGAUGAUAGUGCAGUGAAGACUGACUUUUUCCAGCACUUAAUCGAAGACAGAACAGAGGCUGCAUUCUCCUAUUAUGAAUUUUUGCUGCAUAUUCAGCAACAGAUUUGCAAGUGAAAGAAGCAGACUUUUGGUGGAAACAAACCAGAUUGACACAAUGCUGAAAUCAUUCCCGUACUUUGACGUACUCCAAUACAAAGCCGAAUUGAAAAGUUGAUGGACGCUGAACUGGAUUAUACUUCUUUUUGUUUUUUUUUUGAGGUUUGAAUCAGUGUAAAACAAGUAUACAGAAGAAAAUUCUUUCUGUAACGGUCAUUUUCUGCAGGUUUGUGUGUGUUAUGUGAUAUGGUGCUGUUUGUUUACGUGGAACAAUGAAUCCAAGAGCUAUUUUUUUCCUAUAUCUGAAACCAUUAGAUAAUGUUUUUUUUGUUAUAAACGUAUGAUGUUUCUUCCAGAAAUGAAGAGAUGCCAAAGGGCAAUGUUAAACACAUCUUUGAACUUGUUUUUAAUGUAAUCCUUUACAAUGCUUGGCAUUCUUGACCUGGAAGACUAGAAUUUGCAUAUAUUAGUAGAUAAAUACAGAUCUAAUGUAUAUAUGACUGCUUUUGUAAAGUAUGUGUAAAAAUGUAACUACAGACAAUGAAUUGCUCACGUGUGCAGCAGUGAUGAGUGAACUGUUUAUGACUGAUUUGGGUUUACUGAGAGCUGCAGUUUCAUCAGAAGACACAGCAUUUCAUCUUGUGUUAUAUUAUUUGUAUUGAUUUAUUUAUGACUUACAUACCAAUUAAACAUAUUUUGCUUGAUAAAGUGGUUUUAUACUUAUGCAAGCAAUAUUUUAAAGAUCAACUUCUGAAUAUAUAGACACGUCCUUAUUAAGAUGUAUUUUACUGUUUUGUUUCUCUAAAUAAUUAAAGGUUUAAAACUUAA